Molecule: messenger RNA, 68887 nt
Organism: Cinara cedri
Lineage: Eukaryota; Metazoa; Arthropoda; Insecta; Hemiptera; Aphididae
Source: the annotation of a GenBank genome assembly
CGUGACGGGAAAAUGACGUCACAAACGUUUCGUCCCGUGACGGUAACGCGCGCAGCACUCUGAUGUUUUUCUAGAAACCAGUAGCGAUCGAAAAUAUUUCAAAACUGUUAAUCGAUUAUGUGUAGGUUUUCGCAUCAUACUUGAAACGAGAAAUGCGAAUGUCAGUGGCAGUGUAUUGAACGUCAUACCCAGCGCACACGUCGCCAUAAUGCCGAAUAAUCGAUGAACAUAAUAAAUACAGUCGUCUUCAUUCAGGUACGUACUAUAAUGAUUAUUAGUUACUUAUUGGAAUACAAUGGUAAUAAUAUACCUGCCUGUAUGGAUAGUGGCGUAAUGAUAGUGUAAUUAAAUGUUGGGGAACCGCGGGUCAAGAUAUUUUUGGGUGGUGGUGGUGGCGGUUGGUGAAUACAAGUGCGUUUCCAACUACCCGGGUGAAUGAACGAAUUAAUUGCGAUAUUUCAAUUGAUUUUUCAACGUAGUAACGUUUGUUCAUUACUAAUAGAACACGCGAUAAUUAAUUAAUGUUCUGAAUUCCGUUGCAAUCUCAAAAAUCGUAUACCUAAUCUAACCAUAAUACCCAUAAUAGGUAACUAGACCACCAAACACGGGGGUGCGAAAAUUAUAGACACAUCACAGACACCUAUAGAGGCAAUACCCCCACAAUCCGCUUUACACGAUACCUAUUUUCAAUGAGCAACUACAAAUUUUAUUUACAAUUUUUUAUAAUAAAAUGUAUCAUCAAAAUUGUUGAACUCAAUACGCACACGAUGCAUUGUCUGUAGGUUAUUUGUUUUUUUGUUCUGCUUAUUAAUCAUGAAAUACACGGAAAAAAUAUUUAGUCUAUACUAUAAAACAACUUAUUGUGUGUUUUUCGGGGUGUUAAUUUUAAACUUAAGAGUGCUAAAGACUCGUAUCUCACGCUCCUCUAGUUGUGCCCAUUUAUAUAUAGGUAAUAAAAUGGUGUUCUUCAGUUUUGACGAUACUUAUUUAAUCAGUAAACUGAGUACCCAAUCUGUUUAUGAAUAUUGUUUUUACGAUUCUACAUUUAUAUAAAUUGAUUACAUUUUUAAUGAACUGAGUCAAAUGUUUACUAGACAAACAGUUAUUUAUAAUAUACAAUACGAUGAUUAUUUAUCGUUGAACACUCAUUAUUUGGCAAAGUAUAGACUUCGAUAAAAAAACGGACACACUUCGCACGUGGGUGGGCCACUAUUGAAGUUUAAAAGUUGGGAAGCUAGAAGGGAAAUUGAAUGCAUAUCUACACGCAACGACUAACCGUUGCUAACGAAAAAAGAUUCUGAGCGAAAGAUUGCUUUGUCAACAAUAUAUAUGUCACAUUAUGGUAAAAUAUUUACAUACACAUCAAAUAGGUAUUACCUAUUUUUAAUAUUUGUUUGAUAUUGUAUUUAUUUUCCCGUUUCUUCGGUUUUUUUCCCGUUUAAUGGGACAAUCAAAAAAUGAACUUCCCAAAGUAUCACCCUGGUCAGAUUUCCUUUCAGAAAAAGAGCUAUCAUUUUAAAUCUGGGCAAAAUUGCCGGUAAAAAAGUUGUUCACAGGGAAUAAAAAGGCGUGCAUUCAUUUUGAAACUUGGGAAUUAUUUACGAUAGGGUAUCGCGGGGAGGAGGUUGCCCACCACACCCCCGACCCAUUUGAAAUUUCGAAAUAAAAUUAUGUAUUUCUUGCACAUUAAAUAAAGAAAAUUGAAAUAAUGAAUCUUUCAUAUCGCCUAAUAAAUAACCAACAAGGGAUACGUUCCUCCUUUGAAAAUAUGAAAAGAACUAACAUAAACUUACAUAAUAAUAAAAAAUAAAUACUAUAUAAUAUGAAGUAUGAAUGUAUUAUGUAUAAUAAUAUAAAUCAAUACACAGUAUUAUAAUAGUAAUUAUUCAUCUCAUUUCUGAGUACUAUUUGAGUAUUAUAAUUAUUUUAUUUAGAUCAAAAUCUGGAAAUGCUAAUUUUAGAUUUAGGGUGCUAAGCAUCCUAUGGCACCCCUGAUGUGGUAACAUUUUAAAAACAUUUUCUAGCUAUUUACAGCUAUUUGCACUCACAUUUUGCGAGGUUUGUACGUAAUUUUUAUUUGGUAGGUACUCUGUGGACAAAAUUUUUAGACUAAACAGAAAUGCUUGAAAAUCUGACCGGAGGUUCAUUAUUAAUCGUAGUUAGUGAUUAGGAAAAAAAAAUUGAGUGUAAUGAAGUGUUUUUUUUUUUUUUUUAUAAGAAUUUUAAAAUCAAAUUUUGACGAAAAAUCGUAAAUAUAGUAAUAUUUACUGCCUUUUAAAAUAUGUAUAACUGAAUUCCACUCAGAAUCGUUUUUCGUGAGCAAUGAUUGAUCGUUCCGUAUAGAUAUACUUAAAAUUCUCUAAACUCUUCCCUUAAACUACCCAACUACAACAGUGGCUGCACCCGUCCCAACUUCCAAGUAUUAGCUCUUUUUUUUUUUUAAAUUUUUUGUUACAUAAUUUUUGAAUUGUUUUGAUUAUAUUUAUUUAUUAUUACCAGAAUUUUAUUCCUAGUUCAUUCAUUAGUUAUUAUUAGGUAUAUUUUUCUGAUAUUCUGUUUUACCUACUAUUUAAAUAUUAUUAGGUCUUUGGUCUGGAAACAAAACAAAUAUGGGUACUUAUAUGGCACAUGAUGGUUUAUUAAUAAUUUUGAUGGAGCGAACUCGUAUUCGUAAAUCUUUUUCAGGCGUCUAUAAUAUCUUGGAAAAACCAGGAUAAAACUUAAGAAAAUUGGGAAAUUUACGAAAGUAAUGCUUUUAUUAUUUUUCAAUUUUGUCAUUUGUUGUAAUUCAGUUAAAAAUAUUCGUAGACUUGAAAUUUGUACAGAAAACUUAUAUUUGUUUUUUCUAGAUGUGGUAAUAUUUUCAUAAAAUGAAGGCCAUUUUUUGAGCUAUUUAUAGGCAUUUUGUUUUGCGAGUUUUGUUCAUCAUUUAUAUUCGGUAGGUAAUCUAUGGUAAAAUUGUUAGACUUAAGAGUGAUGCUUGAAAUUUAACUGGAGGUUUAUUAAGAGUCUGAUUUUGUGGUAAAAAAAAUAAUUGAGUAAUGUAAUGUUUUUUUUUUAUGAAGGAAUUGUAAUAGGAAGUUUUGACGAAAAUUGAUUGGGUAAAAAAUUAUUUGGAACAAAUUUAAUUUUCCAUUUUUAUUUUUUUUAUUUGAACAUGUGUAUAUUAUUGCCGAUUUAGGAACGAAGGUGAAGUCAGAACUGAGCGGACUGACUAAAUUUCGAAUCUAUAGCUUUUUUGAGUUAUGCUGAUAUUAUGUUAUUUUAAAUAAUUCUAUAUUGUCUAAUUUUAAAUAUGUUUGUUAUAGCCGAAUUUUUAUACAUACCUAAUAUCGUCCUAAGGGUCGCGAGUUUUAACUCGUGUUUUGGAAAAAACAUUUUUGCGCUUAUUUUUUCCCUGUUUAGGUAAACAGGGAAAAAACAAAUAUAUUUCAAGUGUACCUAGAGACCCAGUUAUCACUCGUUUGAACGAUUUUCGACGAACGAAAUUUUAAUCGAAAAAUACCCUUCGAUUUGUUGUGCAACCUUUUUUACCAGAAAUCUUGCUCCGAUGUAUCAAGUAUAGCUUAUUUUCUGAAAAGAAAUUUAUCUACAUAGUACUUUAGGGAGAUCAAUUUUUUGUGUUUUCAAUCGGUUUUCAUAAUAUAUUGGGAAAAUUUGUGAAAAAUGGAGAAAAACGGGAAUAUUUACAAACUAUAUUAAUAAAAUAUUAAAAAAAUUUUUUUCUUCUCGUAUAGACAGCUUUUUUACUAGCAAUUUUGUUCCAAAAUAUAAUGAUAGCACUUUUUUUAAAAGGAAAUUUGACUGAGAAGGUACUUUAUGGAGGUCACUUUUCGAUUUUUCCAAGAGUUUUGUCAGCAUAUGUGAAAAACCGGAAAAAACAUGAAAAACGGGAAAAUCGCUACAAUAUUAAACAAUUAUUAUUAUUGAAAAUAUACUAAGCCUAUUUAAUUAUUUUACCAUAAUAUAACAUAUAUAUUAAAUAUUGUUGACAAAGCAUCACUAUCCAUUGAACUGCGUUCAGAAUCGUUUUUUUGUUAGUGAUGGUUUAUUGUUCCUUAUAGAUAUACAUUAAAUUACCUGUAACAGUGGCUGCACAUAGCUCUAUUAUCCUAGGACGUCUUUUUAAUACUCUGUUUUGUUUUGUUUUUUGUUCAUUCAACUGGAUCAAAGUAUGGAUUGAAAAAACUCAUCAUUCAUAGUCUUUUACUAUAUUAGUCAAGUAUAGUGAAUUAUUACGGAUAGUGCGGUAUUCUAAUUAAAAGAUAGAUUAAUAUACACAUAAAACUUACAGUUAUAAUUUCGAAAAAACGGGCAUUGAAGAUAAAUUAACAUGGAAACGUAACCAUUGAAAAUAUGCAGUGUAAACUUCGUAUUGUCAUAACAAAGAUUUACAAACAAACAUUUCGCUGGGUCAUUAAAAAAAAUAUAUAGACGUAUAAAUAUUGGUAGGUAUGUUAAUACUGGUUUUAAACGUACCUCAUUCAACAAUAUGAAAACAUAUAAAUGCAUUUAAAAAAGAAGAAAUUUUGAUACGGUUGUAGACAACUGAUUGCGGGAAAUACAAUAGUUAUUAAACGAAAAUAUAAGUAUCACGCAACACGAAUUAUAAAAAUAUACGACGACUAUGCAAAUAGACAUAAAAUUGAUUUUUCAAAAGAAAUAGCCCGUAACUUUUAACUUUCAACAUUUCAUAUUUUAAUUAAAUAUUUAUGUACAUAUUAUAUCGACGGUGCUUUGUUAAAAGCACGUCUAUCAAAUUUCACUUUUUUUCAGGAAACAAAAAUAACUGUUUUGCGAAAUAAACAGCAAAUGAUGUUUAUCAUGGAAAACAAUAAAAUUACUCGUACACAUAAUCUUUGUACACAAAAUAUAAGUACAUGCAUUGAAUGUGGUUUACUCCCUUUUAACAAAUUUGUGUUGACUUAGUUAUAUUUUAUAAAGGUGCCUGAAUAUCUUUUAGUCGACAUUACCAACUUAAUUUUCUGUAUUUAAAUACGCCCUUUUACCAGUUUUUGUUCCUGAGUAAUUUUUCUGAUUAAGUCUACACGGAAAUAAGCUAAAUAUCAAUGAAUUAUUUUAUUUAAUUUAAUUAUAAACUGGAGAAAAGUCUAUGUAAACCAAUGUAUAAUUUAUAUAUUUUUUUUUUUGGUGACCAAUUGGCAGUCGUGAUUAAUUUACCGACGAUCAAUUGUUCGCGAUCAAUCCACUGGAUACCAAAAGUAACAAUUAUUUAAUCUACCUUAAAAACAAUUUUCUCCGUUAUAUAUAGGAAAAUAUUUAGAAACAUGGAUAAGUUUUUGAGUAUAGAAGGUGAUAUAACCAAGUACAAAUUUACUUUAAUUUCAAACGUAUCUUCCCUUUCUUAGCCCCUCACCCCUCUUCCCACCCAUAAUUUCACGCUUUCCUUAGCCUCACCAGUCUCUUCUUCCUUCCAUUCCUUCUCACUUUUACUUUUUUUUUCUCUUUAGUAUCUAAAACUAGUAGAAAUGGUCUAUGUGGAAAGUGUUCCAUUAAUCAUUUUGGCAAUCGUUGUAUAAGACCUAAUCUGUAUUUCGGUCGUGUUUAUCCGUAUCCGUAGAAUACGUCAAGAAAGAACUUAUACGAGUAUAUAGAAUUUAUAGUAAUCUAUAAUCUAUAGUAUUAUGUUCGGAUCUCUGUCGUUUAAUAAUAAUAAUAAUAAUAAAGAUUUAUUUAUUUAGCAGUAUUAUGUUAUACAAUUUUACAUAAUUAUAAAUAUUUGCAAAUUUUAAUGCAUCGUCUAAGGAUGGAAUCUUUGUUUUGAUAGGCGAGAGUCUCUAUAAACGAAAAAAAAUGAUUUGAUUAGUUGUUCAGAUAAUAAUAAAAAAAUAAAGCUAAUUUAUAUAAUAAUGACAGUAAUAAUAUCACAGAAUUAGUUCAUUGACCAAUAACCUUUCAUCACUUUACAAGCAAUUUGUAGAUAAUAAGUUUUUUACAAUUUUUUACAUAAGUUGGAAAUUUUUCAUAAAUUCUUAAACCCGUUAUCGGAUAGCUAUCAUAAUAUUUGUUGGUACUUAUUUUGGGAAAUAUUGAAUUUUCAGUUUUUAUUUCAUAUUUUUGGAUGACCAGUUGUAUUAUGUUUUUUUGGUAUAAGUAGCAUAAAGUUUUUUGUAUUAUAAUUUUUGAAUGGGUAAGAUUUUUGAUUCUGAGUAGAAUUGUAAUAAGGCGUAAAUUCACUAGGUCCGUUCGUUUCAGUUCAGUUCGGUCACGUUCCGGAUGAUCAGUAGAGAUUUAAAAACGUUUACAGCACACAGUGCUGGAUAGGGAAUGUAUUACCAAGUUUUAGGAUUUUCACCAGCUCAAAAUUAUACAAAAUAGAUUAAAUUGACAUAAAUUCAACUAAACACAAGUAUAAUUUUACGCUGCCCACCGAGCUUUUCUCGGUAGCUCGCCGGUUCAGUCCGGGCCUGAUCGUACACAAUCAGUCCUUUCCGUUCGGGUUGCCGAUUAAAUACGUAUUUGUAUACAUAUAAUACAUUUUUUGUAUUUAUAUAAUAUAAUACAAGUAUAUAGGGACUUCCCUACGUUUUAUUUAUAUUAUUAUUUUCGAGUCUGAACGAAGCGAGAGAUGUAUCUGUUUUACUAUAUUAAUAUUGUAUGCCUUUUUUUUUUAGCUUCUGAGUGAAACUGUAAUGGACUUUUUAAAUUAUAGGUUUUUUUUAUUUUUAUUAAACUGCUAUUUAAACUAUCUACACAAUGUGUCGAGUAAGCUGAGUCAAAAUUUUUUUUACCAAAAAUAUACAUACCAACCAUGUCACGAAUGUAGAAUAAUUUAAAUUUUUUUAAAACCUUACAAAUGAAUAAUAUUAAUACUUAUGCCUACCUAUAUGUAUAUACUCGUAAUAUUAGAAUUGUUUGUAAAUGGUUAAUUUAAUCCAUACUUAUUGGCCAUUUGACCGUAAACACGCUGUAGUUGUGAAUAAUUAUUUUUUUUAAAUACUAGGAAAAAAUUAGAUAAAAUUUCACCACAAUUUCCUCUUCGUCAGCAGAUAAGAAACAGACAAUCAAUACCUUUAGGUAUCAUGAUAACUUCUCUUUUGAAUAUUAAUAUAUUAGUUUUUAUAUGUAAAAAAAAAUAUGAUUUAAAAAAUAUUCAUUUUUUAUUAUCUAUUUCACCGCAUAGAGCUAUAUUUAAUAGGGGGGGGGGAGUAGUCAGUUAUUAUUGUUCAGGAUGGAAAAUUGUGUGAUGGUAUGCUUGAAUGGUUGGGAAAUUUUGUCCCUUUUGCCAAGGAUCCAUAAAUUAAUAAAAAUAAAACUGAUGUAACUGUUGGUAUUUUAUUGUAAGGUUUUUUUUUUUUUUUAAUUUUUAUGAAAAAAAACCGUCGGGAAUUUCUAUAUAUAUAUAUAUAUAUAUACAUAUACAUACAAGUACAUUUUUUUUUUUCAAAUGAAGUCCGGAAGGUAUCACCACCGGGCGAAAAAUCUUUCGCAUAUUUUGAAAUGGUGUUAGUGUACGGCGCAAACAAAUCGGAACAUAUUUUUUACUAACCUGAUAAACGUUUUUCGUGGGUGGGUGGGGUGGGAGGAGAAGGAGGAGGGGAAAUCAUAACAACCCGGUACACAUACAACUGAAAACCGACCGGACGGAACGGACCCGGUGUAAUCGGCUCCUUAUUACACUGUCGUCCGACCAAGCGCCACUAUACGCAUAACACGCGCGAUUCUAUUAGUAAUAACCUCGCCGUUGACGUUUCUGCGGCCGUAAGCACGUCAUCGUAAUAUACGCGAGUAAUAAGAUACUUUGGAUACGUUCGGCCGACUGAUUAUUAUUAGUGUCGUUCUUUGCGGUGUGUAUCGAAUGGCAGGCGUCACCACUGCACCGGUGUAACGUAUGUUCGGUAGAGCGAAGCGACUGUGUUCAGGCGUAUUUGAAAUAUGUUUCUACGAUAUUAUUAUUGUGCACACACGCGUCAAUAUGUUAUAAUAAAACGCGGCGGACGUAUAAUAUGAUAUUCGGAACGUAUAUUAUAGCGAAGGAUCUAUUGGUUUUACUGUACAUGAUAUGUGUUAGAUUGUGAGUAAAGCGAAGAAUGCAUUGGUUUUACAAAGAUGUUUUUUUUUUUUAUUUUAUGUGAACACUUUUUCUACCGGAAUGCUUACUCCGAUGAAUACCCUUUUCUAGAAGGAAAUUUUCUUGGGGGUGGUACUUUAAUGAGGUCAAUUUUCGAUAUUUUCAGGAGUUUUCUCAUCAAAUGUGAAAAACCGAAAGAAAAACGGGAAAAUGUAGUAAAUAUAUUAGUAAAAUAUUACGACUUUUUUUUCUGUGGACAGCUUUUCCACCAUUUUGCUCCGAUUUACAAUGGUGCACUUUUUCUGACAGGAAAUCUGACUGGGAAGGUACUUUAGAGAGGUCAUUUUUUGAUAUACCCAAGAGUUUUGUCAGAAAAUGUAGGAAAAACGAGAAAAUUGGUACAAUAUCAAACAAACAUUAUAAACGAAAAUAUAUGAUGUCUAUUUAAUUAUUUUACCUACUGUAAUAUGACAUAUAUAUAUAUAUAUAUAUAUAUAUUGUUGACAAAGCAUAACUAUCAACUAAACUCCGCUCAGAACCGUUUUUUCGUUGGUAAUGGUUUAUCGUAGCUUAUACGAUAUAUCGUAGAUAUACAUUAAAUUCAUUUAAUAUACAUUUUGCAUUUAUAGGGAUUCAUAUUAGUUAUCUCCUGACAUACUUCGUAAUUAACCGCCUAUAAAAUGUGCAUAAAAUACCUGAGUAAAUAUAUACUAUAAGUAACACAAUCGUGCAUGUUUUACUCAAUUGGUAAUGUGAAAUAUUUCAGCCUAAGGUUUUUUUCGUACGUAUAUCGAAAAUUACAGAAAAUACACAACCAUUUAAAGUCGAUUACAAAAUAUAUAAAUGUUUUUUUUUGAUGUUUAGAAAAAAAUGUAAAUUGUUUGAUGUUUGUUAUUAUUUAUUAAUAAUAACGUAUAAAUAACUUAUUAUGUAUGUGUAAUUUAAUUACGAAAAUUGGUUUAAAAUGUGUAUUUUGGUAUUCCUGAUUGCAGAUGUUCGUAAAAAAAAUCUUUAUUUCAAUCGUAAGUCCAUCCGCGGCAAAAAUAUUUCGUGUUAUCUUUUGAAUGAAACACACAGCUGUUGAAAUGAUUAUAAUAUUUAUUAUGUCCAUCACCUUUUCUCGUCGAAAUAAGGCACCUACGUGAAUUUUUAAAUUUUACAUAGGUUAAUGUUUUCGAUUAUAUUAUUUUUAAAGAUAAGCGUUAUUAUAAAAGUCGUAACUUUUAUUUUAUUGCAUUACGUGUUUCGCUUGUCAUAAAUGACGAAAAUAAUAUUACAUAGUAUAUAGUCACUUUUAUUUAUUUUUCCACGUCGUUUAACGAUGAUGAGUAACUGCAUCGAUACAACACCAUCAAAUUCAUAAUAACUAUUCUCGCACAAGUUAAGUCUCACUCGUAACUCUGAUAAUUAGGCCUCGGUACCUACCUAUAUUGCAUUAUCGCAUUAUAUACUCGAGUUGUGUAAUCGCGUUUAAAUAAAAAUACGGUAGUACUUAUUAAAUCCCAUUAUUAACACCGAUAAUACGACGGAUGGUGGCAAUGCUAUUGCAGCUUUCAGUCUUUGAAAAGUGGUCGGUGUUCGUUCGUAUGCGUGAAAAAUAGCAACCGUGCGCGCGCAUAUUUAUAAGUUUAUAGUUGAAGAUCACCGCUAUAUCUUCAUUUCGAGAGUCACCGCUAAAUGAUUUUCUCGGUUUCUGCGAAACCGAUAUUUCCACUCGGCCAAAUAUUCGGUAGGGAUUUCAAAUUUAAUCGUCAAUUAUUUUUGUUACGAAACAUAAUUAGCAUUUAUUGUUUGACAAUAUUUUUGGAAAAAUGUCGGAGUGGAGAGGAGACGUACUUUAUACAGAGUCUAUUUGCAGGAUUUGAUAAUUGCCCAUUGCAACAACGGAAUUUUCAAAUCCUGCAUAACUAGUAUAUAAUAUAGGUAAUAUGCUAUAUAUAUAUAUAUAUAUAUAUAGCAUAAAUGUUGUAAAUCGAUUAAUAUUGUUAUGUUUAUAUUUUUAGAUUCUGAGUGGAGCGAAGAAUGCAUUGGUUUUACGCAUAUGUUUAUUUUUAAAAAUUUUUUUUUUUAUGCAAACACUUUUUUUACCAGAAGGCAUAUUCCGAUUAUCAGAUUAUCAAGUAUAGCACCUUAUCUGAAAGGAAAUUUUCUCUGGUUGGUACUUAGAAAAUGUCAUUUUUUGAAAUUCUCAUUAGUAUUCGAGGUAAUGUGGAAAACCUGGUUCUUUAGGUUAAAAAAGAUUGAAAGAUUAAAAAUAAGGUUGACAUUGGUAACCGUUUAUAUUUAUUUUUAUCAUUAAGUUUUUGUUAUUUUAACUUUUUUUAAACAAUCAUUGUUGUCAUAGAAACGUACAUUAUUGUAAUCUUUUACCAUAAUAUGAUGUAUAUAUUGUUGAUAAAGCAACAUUAUCAACUGGACUACACUCAGAAUCGUUUUUCGUUAGCAAUGGUUUAUUGUUGUUUAAUUAAAUUACCGUCUGUAUCCUACCUUCCCAACUUCCCACCUACUAAAGUGGCUGCACCCACGUGCAAAGUAUGUUCGUCUUUUUUUGUACAUGAAAACCAAUUGUGUGCUAUUAGUUUUAACAUUUUAAAUAAUAACUUACCUAGGUAUACCUAGUGUUAUUUGAGUUCAAUGAUAAUUUAAGAUUAAAUCAUUUACAAAAAUAUAUAAAUUAAUAAUUAUUAUUUUUUUUUCAAAUUCAAAAUCUCUCUUCUUGGCGAAAUCCUAAAUACACUACUGGUGAACAUUAAUCAGUAUGUAUAUGACUAUCGUUUUCAUAAAGCCAGGUUUUCAAUUGUUUUUAACUGACAGUUGGUAGAAUUUAACUGACGUUGCACUUGCUUCGAAAAUCAAGACAGUUUUAAAUAUUUCAUGUCGUGUCUAAAACUUAACGUUCUAUUCGUUUUUGAUUUAACACUAUAGGACUUGGUACUUUGGACUUUUCAAAUAAAACGGAUUGUGUACGAGUUCUUCUUGAACGAUGCGUUAAUUUUAAAAUAUAAAUGAAUUUGAGUAACUAAGUUAAGUUACCUAUUUUCAGGAAAACGAUACCUAAUAAAAGGUUAAACUUAAAGUUAUCUGCGGUUUUAAAAUUUCGUUUAACUACGCUUCUACGUAUUUUACAAUGUAUAUUGUACUUAUUACAAUAUUUAUACUCUUAUUAGUCUAUACUAUACCAGAUUCGUGCGUGUAUCCUAUAGGCUGCAAUGCUAAUGGCUGUCUUGUUACGUAAUAAUGAUAUUCACUUAAAAAUACAUAAUUUUCAUCGAAUAUAAAUGAAACAAAUCUAUUAUAAAAUACACAUGUAUUAUAAAAAUUCCUAAAUAACGAUUAACGUUUUAGAAAUAAUUUAAAUUUUAACAAAAUAACUACUUACAAGGUUAGUUUAAAUUAUUUAUUAGUUUUUUUUUUUUAAAUUUAUUAUUAUUUAUAUAUAUUUCUAAUAUACUAUUUUUAGGCAUAUUAUUUGCUUUUUGUUUGUUCCUUUUUUUUCAUUAGAAAACAUCAUUAUUCGCACCGUGAAAAAUAUCUCGCUUCGUCGCAUUUUUAUAAUAAUAUUUCCUACUAGGUACGUAUAUGUAUGCGGGAUGUCGGAAGACAUUAGAAAACCUUCUCGAAAUGAUGAUUGUAAACUAUUGUCUUAAAAUAUGUCAGCAUAUCACUAUACCGUAAUCAAAUCUUUACACACAGAAUAAUGUUUUCGAUUAGUUUUAGAAUAAUAAUAUAAUGACGACGAUUUUUUAUACAUAUUGAGCGCAGUUACAAUGUAUUUUAUUAUUAUAACUAAAAGUUGUUUGUAUACUCAUUAAUAAAUAUAUAUAUAAUUUUGAACGUGUAGCGCAUAAAAUUGCGACAGACCGUGAUUUUUCAAUGAGUCGACGUGCAUUUAUUAUGUAUCGAAUGAAUGACAAAACGUCGAGCGUGAAAUUUUACAUAAUAUUUUGUUUUCGAAGCAUAUAGGUAGGAACUUUUAAAUUAUAUUAUUAAUGAUAAUUAUUUGUUAUACAGUUGAUGUUUCGAUUACCAUAUGCAGUCUCUCCGGACAACAAAUACAUAGUUACAGUUAUGAGAUGAACAUAAUAUUGUAUACCGGGGGUGACCAAACUUUUUUAGUAGAGAUCUAUUAAGAAUAUAUAUUUUUCCUUUGAGGAUUGACUUUCAUAAAAAAAAAAAAUUAUAAUUAUUAAUUACCUAAUAGACAUUAAUAAUAAACAUAUUACAUGUACAAAUAAUAAAACUGAAAUGUAUAGCUGAAUAAUAUUUUUCAUCACACUUUUAUUAAGACUUUAUUACAAUAUUAUUAACUAAAUAAACCAGCAAUCAAAUUUUCAGUAUGUAUUGUAUUAUUUGAUAAACUAACAACAAAAUGAUGAUCUAUUUAGAUAAAUUGUAUAGGCAAUUGUGAUUUAUCUAUUAUCAUAUCUAAUUGUAUAUAAAAAUAAAUUUUAACACGGAGAGAUCGACAUUGAAAUCGUAUGUGAUCAAUUGUUCAAUCGCAGUCGACCAUUUGGCCGUCCCUGUUUUAUACUAUAUAGGUACACGGCUCCUGUGAGUAUAGCAAAAAUAAUUGUCUAUAAAAACGCGCAUCUAAUAAAUCAAUAAUGUAAAAUACAAAUCGUUUGAAAUCUGUACAGCAACAGUUGUUUACUACUGCUGUUAUUACUGCUGCAAUAAUCAACAUAAUAAUAAUUUAUAUUGUUUUCUUGCAAUUAUUAUUGGCUGCUUUAAACGUCAUAGAAAUGUAUUUAUUUUCUUAACUUAUCCUAUAUACGAAUAGUGGUCGUAUUGUAGGUACUUAAAUUAAUGGGAUUUCAAUAAUUGUUUUAGGUUUUAAACCUUGUGAAACUUUAUUGUAUAAGUCGUUUGUGCAUAUUAUGCGUUUUUAUGGUAAUAUGAUAUAAUAUUCAACUAGGUAUAUAUUAGGUAAUAAUUGGUAUUUUACAUAUUUACCAUGUUGUUUUUUUUUUUUCUUAAAUUAUAUAUUUGACGGUGAAAAUCGUAGUUGAACGUUUAAAGAGAUGGCUACGGUCGUUCACUUGACAUAAUAAAGAUAUUUUAUACUUUUUGGUUUAUCUGAAUAGUUUCUAAAGAAAAAAAUAAGUAUAUGUGUUAUAAAAGUAAAAUUCUGCGUGGGUUUGUGUGGGAAGUUAACGGUAUAAUCCUCGAGUAUAUUAUAUCCACUAUAAUAUUAAUAUUAAUGUAUUAUACAUUAUACGCAUUGCAUGCGUUUAUGAUAUUCGGAAAUCAUUAUGGUUGAUAUUAAUAAAUAUUAUGAUAUAAAAAGUUUUUUUAUAAGAUGAAAUAUAUGGCAAUUAAUGAUGCACGUACGGAUUAUGCCAAAAAACUGGAACGAAAGAGAUUACCUAUUUUUACACUACUGUGUCGGAUUGUUAGAGUAAUAUAAAUCUUUGGAAAUUGUCAAAAAUUAUUCUCCGGUGACUUUUUUACAGUAUCUACUAUAUAUUUAGUAGCUGAUUUUAGGUUUGUUUCGAGACGACGAAGUUUAUGUAUAGAAAACAAAAGUAGAAUUUUUUUUUUUCAAAUAAUUGACCGGGCAGACUGCCAAAAGACAACCGACAACUGCAUCAGUUUAAAAUAUAUAAUUCUUUAGUUUCAGAGAAGUAGGGUUCAAGUCAAUUUUGUAUAAUUUUUAAUACAAACAAAUUCAAUUUUGGAAAUUAAAUAUUUAUAUAUUCAUACGAAGUAUAUAUGACUUAUGCAGACUGCAGAGGUACUGCAGAGGUCUUUCAUGAACCGUAAAAAUUGAUAGACGAAAAAUAAGGUAUAUAACUUAUGCCUUUUUUGUCAAACAAAGAGUAUACAUCACAAUAAUUUAAGAUAUUUUAAUUUUAAAUAUAACAUUUUAUAGAAUAUGUAUAUAUAUAUAACAUACUUAUGCCAUUUAGACAAACAAAUGAAGUCAACAAGUUAUAAAAACAUGUCAAAAAUUGACCCUGCAGACAUUUAAAAUUUGGUAAACGAACUAAUUUCGGUUGUCGAGAGAAACAAUAAUUUGAGUUUUAACCACAAACCUUUUGAACAAGUACAUAAUAAUAUACUAUUAUAUUAUAAUUUAUAAAUUAUAUACGUUUUGAUUUUACCGGGGUAUUAUAAUUUAACAUUUCCGACCAUAUAGUCCGUUAAGUUUAACACGGAUAAUUUAUUUUACAUGUAUAUUUUUUAAAUUAUUAAAUUGUAUAUAUAUAUUAAAUUUAAAUAGUGUUCUUUUGUAUCGUCAUUUGUCUUAACUGAACGGCUGAAAAAAUGAUUAUUAGCUUCAAGGACAUUCCAUUCCAUUGUAAACCGUUGGGAAGCCUAGCGCAAAUAAUGAGAAAGUAUUGAAUGACUGACCGAUAUAUAACAUUGACGCGUUAACAAGUAUCCAUUCGUCUAUAGGAAGAAAGUUGUACGAAAUGUUAAUUGUUUAGUCGAGAAAAAUAAUUACCUAUUAUGAAAAAUUAUACUGCAUAUUAAAAAUAUCAUUUACAUUUUUAUUUUUAUUUACUUUUCAUGGCUAUUAUGGAUAUAGUAAAAUAUGUUUUUCAAAAUUAAGAAAAAUGUAUUCAGCUUGUUUGUUAUUUAUACAAAUCUACAGUUUUAUGCCAAAAUUAUGAAACUUCUUACACGUUUUAUAUUUGAACUUGGAGGUAUUUUUUUUAUUUCUAAGUUACUUUUGGAUCGACACUGUAGUUAUGUCUAACAUAAUUCGAAUAGACCAUUUUUUAUGUUUUUUGUUGGGUUUCCUAAGUUCCCUUAGCUAAUUUGGCAAACCAAAAAAAAAAAAAAAAGUUUAAUAAUCGAGCGGACGAUGAUUGCAGUCAUUGGUAGUUGUAUGGGGUACGGGGGGCGAUGAAUAACUCGUGUAUGUGUUUAAAAUUUAUUCUUUUAAUAUUUACCAAUAGUCAUCAAUAUUGCAGACGUAUAUAUUUUAUAUAUAAAGUGAUAAACCGUAUUUAUACUACAUCAAAUUUUUUCUUAUGUUUUGAGAUAAUAGAUAAUUUAUAAAUUGGUCUAUAGUUAAUAACAUUACUUUUAUCGUCACUUUUAUAAAUAGGAACUAUAUACGAUUUUUUCGGAAAUAUAUUGGAAAGGAGCCCGUUGAUAAAGAUAAAUUAAACAAUUUAAGCAGAGAUUUGGUAAUGGCAUUUUUGCAUUUCUUUAAGAUAAUGGGUGACACACUAUCAGGACCUAGGCAUAUGUAGGACGUUGAGUAUAUGUAAAGCAUUGUAAAUUUCAUCUUCACUAAUAUUCCAUGAAGAUAGAUUUAAGUUAGAAUUUAUGUUUAGAGCGUCAUAAUUUGUAAUCAUAUUAGCAUUUGGGGUAGAAGGUGAGUAUACACUGGAAAAAUAAUUGAUCGGACUCAUCGAAACUACUGGCAUUAAUAUUAUUAUACAUGUUUUCAAGAAUAGGAGAUUUAUUAGAUUUAAGCUGUUUAAUGCACUGUCAAAAUGGUUUGAUAUUAGUUGAAACUAACAGUUAGAGUUAUAGUAACUAUUGUUUCUUCAGUAUCGCGUAUAUGGCGCUCAGCAAAGCAACACUUAUUGGUGGGGAUAUUAUUUUCAUUUACCGGCAUAAUGUCGUAGUUGGUGUCAUAAUAAUAAUAAUUUACUCGUAUGAUUAAAUUAAACACACUUGUACGUGUGUUCGUUUUGUUUUCACCUUCUUUGGUUUUUUUUUUUGUGUAUUGCUAGGUAUACUUGUUUUAAUUUAUUUGCAUGUGGUGUAUAAUAUGGUGUAAAAUAAUAUUAUAAUUUAUAUGAAAUUCGAGUCACCGAAACUAUUUCGGCGCUUAUAUUAUAUUAUGAAAUAUAUGAUCUGUGAGUAUUUUUUUUUUUUUUUGUUUACGACGCGUAGAAUUUUAUAAUAUAUUAUAACAAAAUAAUUAUACUGUCUUGAAAAAUUUCACUUUUUUUCUGUGGACAACUUUUCUACCUGCAAUUUCGCUCUGAUUUAUAAUGAUAGUACUUUUUCUAAAAGAAAAUUUGACUGGAGAGGUAAUUUAGGGAUGUCGAAAACCGGAAAAAAUGAAAAAUUUACAAAAUGUAUUAUUUUAAAAUCGUUAAUAUUAAGGCUUUUUAAAACAUAUAACCGAACUCCGCUCAGAAUCGUUUUUCGUUAGCAACUAUUAAUCUUUACGUACAGAUAUAUAUUAAAUUUCCCCUCUACAUUCCCAACUUCUGAUCUACAACAGCCUGUUGUAUGAAUGAACCUCUGUUGUCAAUAGGGUCCCAUUCAUCGUGCGAAGUAUGUCCAUUUGUUUUAAAAUUUACCUUCUUCAAACGAUCAGUUUUGGCUUGAGUUCAGACAACCACGAUUGUUAUAAUACUUGCAGGUAUUAUAUGCAUAUAUAAUACCAUGGUUCCCAUUAAAAAUAUUUUGAAUUAGGACACUUCGACGUCAUGAUUACACACGAGGUGUAUUUAUCAAGUGUCAACAAUCUGCUUACCAGUUAAACGAAAAAUCCAACCUGUUGGUUUUUAGUCGCUAAUUCAGUAAUGUUUUAUUGUUUUAAUGUUUCUUUCUUUCGGUUAAUUAUGGUUUCUUUUUCUUUAUAAGUGUAUUAUUAUCUAUUUUGUAUUUUUUAAAUUUUAUUUAUAAAAUAACUGUAUUAUAUUAUCAAAAUUAAUGGCUUAUAAGGGGGCAAUAGAAGCUCGCAGUAAACUGAUUGGUUUGAUAUAGAUAUAUUUUAAAAAUUUAACCAAAAAAAUGGUAUUUUUUCACUCUAGAUAACCUUUACAAUUAUAGGGAAAAAUUCGUAUAAAUAUGUUGAUAACCCUCAUUAGUCAUUGCAUUGGUUGGACAGGGAGUGCGGGUUAUUUUUACUUCGAUUAACUUCAGUGCCGUCAUCAGAUAGUACUUUUAAAAUAUAGUUACGUGCCACCAAAAAGCACUCAUAUAUUUAAUAAUACAUAAGAAUAUAAUAAAACUUUAAUAAAAAAACCUGCCCUGGGAUAAUGGGGACGGGCGUAUCUACUGUUGAAGAUGGGAACUUGGGAAUGUGGAAUAAAGACGAUUCCACAAUGAUUAAAAAAAAACAGAUCGAAAUCGAAUUCACUUAAAAUCCUCCGAGAAAAUUGCUGGUUCAUAUAGACGGUUAGGCUUAUAUUUAAACUUCGUUUAAAAAUCGAUGUUUAUAUUGAUGAGAACGGCCCUGAAUGGAAAUUAUCGAAUUAUCGGUUUAUCUAUAAGCAAAAAAAAAAAAUUACCCGGUAUAAUGUAUAUAUAUAAAAACUUAAUAGGUACUGAAAUAAUAAUAUAUAAUAUUUUUCAUUACAUAAAUUUUUAAUAAUUUUUUAAAUAAUAAGUAAGUUAUCUAUAUGAAUAAAAAUGAAUCGCUCAAAACGUUGGUAAGCGCAUAACUUGAGAAUGACUGAACCGAUUUGGCUGUUUUAUUUUUUUUAAAUAUUCGUUUUUUUAUGAAAAGAAAAAUUAGAUGAAUAGCUCAGAAAACUAAAAUAAAAACAUUUUUACUUUUUUUCAAACAUAGAUUGUAAACAGGAAACCAUGGAAACAAAACUGUUUUUCUUUUAUUGAAAAAAAAAAAUGGUCUAUCUAAAGCAAAAUUUUUCAGAUUUGGUCGCAAGAAAAAAAUACAGAAUCUAUGUAAGAUUUUAGAUUAUUUCAGAUUCGUUUCAGUAUAGUAUAUAAAUUUGAAAUUGUAACGUAAUGUAAAUCUUUGUAACGGCUAAUAUCAAAAAUUACUGAAUUAAUAGUUACGUGGUUUUUUGCAAAUUAAUCCGCGUUGUCUGGAGAAAGUUUAUAGCUAUUGAAAUCCAUCUCCUAUUGAAAAUCAUCCCCCAAAAUUCGGUUUUUAGGUAUUAUAAAAUUAUUUAUUUUUAUAAAUAACCGUAGUAACACGGAUGAGAUGAAAAAAAAAUUAAAAGGUUGGUUAAAACGUAUCUAUAGUACGUAUCUGUAGUAAUUAAUAUAAAAACAAAUAAUUAUAAAGAUCUUAGUGUCACUGGACAUUCCCUUCCCUCAAGUGUUCAUGUCUAGUAACUAUCAACACAUUUACUUAUUAUAUUAACUUGUAUAUAGAUUGUAAAUUUUCUUAAAUAAAAAAAAAAAAAACAAAAAAAAAAAGAUAUAUGUGCCAUAUUAUUUAAUAACAUUUUUUGUUAUAAACUGUCUUCGUGUAAUUAUUUAAUACAAUUUUAAUUUUUGAAACAAAUAAUACGUAAAUAAUAAAUAAUUCUAGUGCUGUUACUCGCGUGUAGAGGGAUUCACUCACGCGACUCGACUACAUACCAGAUUUUCUGCCAGUUUUUCACUUAUAUUCUUUCCAAUAGCUAUUUCUCUAACAAAAUGCCCAAAAGGAAAUCCAAUAUUGGCCACUCAACGCGAGGUGCAAAAAAAUUAGCGAUUAGGGAGAGGCGAUUAGCUAUAAUACGGUACACGCGCGCGCUUUUCCGCUGUCGAGCUCCCCCACUCCCUGAUAGUUUAGUUAAGGCUUCACUUCCUUUAAAAUUCACCAAUCUCUCUCCCCCCCCCAGAAAAACAAAAUUUGGGGUUUCGAUACUUUUCGUAUGAAGAUCAUGAACAAAUGUUAUAACAAAACACUUUUAGUCCGUUUACUACCUAUUUUUACCUAUUUGUUUUUAUUCAUUACUAACACGGUCAAAACCAAAUGGGUAACUCCGGGUGUUAAGUCACUAAUAUAUUAAGUCACUAGGCCAUCUGGAAAAUUUCCAUUUCUUGACUGUAAUUGUGGUGUAAUUUAAUGUUAAAAAUUAUUACUUUACCCAUAUAAUUAAUAAUUCCAAUACGAUAUUAUAUAGUUUUUUUUUUUUGUUACGAACGAUUUGUUUUUUUUAUUAUAAUAUAGACUAUUAUGCGGGAUUUUGUUUACAUAUAUGUAAGUGUACUUAUUUAUAAUGAACACAAAACUGAAUAUAAUUAAAAAAGAUACGUAGGUACAGACCGUUAUAACCUAGAGUUCGUCUUGAAAAUGAAAAAUUAUAUUUUAAAAAAAACCCCAAUGUAGGUAAUAACGUCGAGGUAAUGUUUUUCCCUUUAGCUGUAGGGUGUAUAUAUAUAUUAUAUACAUUUUAUAGCUACAGGCAAACGUAGGUAAAGUAUAAUAAUUUAAUAUUAACCGGUAUAAGGGCUCAUAAUUUUGGAACUUUGUAAGAACCUAUAUAUAUAUAUAAGAAAACCAAUUUUGUUGUAGUUUAUACGCGUGCGAUAAAUAGAGGAGAAAAUACAAUAUUUUACUGUUGCACAUUUUCCUAAUUCAAUUUUUAUAGUUCCAUCAUUUUAUGAUGAUGAUAUAAUAAGAAGGUAGGUAGGUAGGUAGGUAGGUAAGAAGUUGGUAUCUCUAUUCCAAUAUUUAUGGUGUUUUAUUCGACGAGCAUAAGUGUAGUUAGUAUACCUGAACCUAGAGGCAGAUUCGGAGUAGUAUAACGGGGGCGAUUUUAAAAAUCCAUAUAAGGCUUACAUUUAUGAUGAAAAUCAAGUGAAGAGUAUAUUGGGGCAAUCGUUUCCCUUUUAUAAUAAAUAAAAUAAGAAGGGAGGAGGGGAGUAUCAUGUGAUUAAAUACUUACCCUCGCUGAUCACUUAGAUUAAUUAUUACCUUCUACGAGAAUAGGAAAAGUGUUAGGUAUAAUUAUGUAAUAAAGUUCUUAUGUCUCCUUCUCGAAACUUUCUCAGUAGCUAUGUUGAUUUAAAACACGAGUAUAUUUAAAAUUGUUGAGGUUAAUUUGAAUAUGAAAAGUAAUAUAUAGAAUUAACACUAUUCUGUUGAGUAAUCAUAUUGAUUUUCUUGAUGUGGAGCAAGACACACACGGGGAGUGCAACGUAUUUUAGUAACAAGGAAAAGGCACUCAGACCUAGGAGUUAGUCCGGGAAAUACAUGUAUGUAGGCAGAUAGUAGGAGUGUAAUGAUAAUCUGGCCAGUCAAUAUUAUAUAUUUGAUAACGUAUAUUAUUAAUUAUUACAUCAUAUGAAAUUUAAAUGUUAAAUCUAACGACUUAUAAAUAUUUAAUCAUAAUUAAUGCUAUGCAAUUCACUGCAAAUAUAUACCUAAGAUUUUAAUAUAAUUUAGAUGAGUAAUAUUAAAAUGUAUGAUAUAUGCAAAAUCGUAUUUAAUAUUAUAGAUCAAAUCUGUUUUAGAUUCUAGAUGGAGCGAGGAAUGUAUUGGUUUUUCAAUGAUGUUUAUUAUUUUUAUUUUUUUCCGUGGACAACUUGUCUACCAGCGAGUUUUCUUCAAUUUACAAUGACAGAAUUUUUUCUGAAUGAAAAUCUGACUGGGAUAGAACUUUAAGGAAGUCAUUUUUUGAAUUUUUAUGAGUUUUCCUAAUAAAUGGGAAAAACAGGAAAAUUGGUACAAUAUUAAACAAAUAUUAUUAAAGAAAAUAUAUAAUGCAUGUGUGAUUAUUUUAACAUAAUAUGACAUACAUAUUGUUGACAAAGCAACACAAUUAACCGAACUCCACUUAGAAUAGUUUUUCGUUAGCAAUGGUUAAUUGUUGUAUUGAUUAAUGGUUAAUUGAUGUAUAUUAAAUUUCCCUUUUACCUUCCCAACUUCUCAUCUACAAUAGUGGUCCAUCCACGUGUAAAGUAUGUCCGUAUUUUUUUUUGUUACACCUUCAUAAUGGAAUAAUAGUAUACAGUUCUGCAAACUUUUUUUAUAAUAUAUUUGUAUUUUUCUUAUAUUUACCUAUGUAUAUAUAAAAUAGCAUGUCAUAACUGACUAAUUCAUCAUCGCCUAGCCCAAACCACUGGAUGGAUCUGGCUGAAAUUUGGCACACAGAUAGCUAUUAUGACAUGGGCAUCCGCUAAUAAAUGAUUUUGAAAAUUCAACCCCUAACGGUAUAAAGUAGGGGUUUUUAGGUAUAUUUGGUACGAAUAUCUUAUUGAUUAUUUAUAUUGUUCAUUCAAGAGUUACCUUGGUGUUACGGAAAACAAAAUUAUUAUAAUUAUUAUUAUUACUAUUAUUUACAUUAUUAAAAUUUCAUAAUAGAACAUAUUUAGUCCGCUGAAGGUGGACUACCCACUUUCCACCUAUUUGUUUUCAUUCAAUUCUGACACGGCCAAAACCAAAAAUGAAUAUGGGUAAAAUGAUAAUAGUAAAAAUUGGCACGGGCUACGUUGGGAGCGGGACAGCUAGUAUUAUAUAUAUAUAUAUAUAUAAACAAAAUAAACAAAUAGGAUUUUAAAUCGUGGAGAAAAAAAAUUAAAAAAAAAAAAAAAAUCUUAGGUAAUGUUGUGUGAAUUAAACAAAGAAAUAAAAAAAGGAUGGAUAUACUUCGUACGUGGGUGCAGCCACUGUUGUAGGUGGGAAGUUGGAAAUGUAGGAUACAGAAAAUAAUUUAAUGUAUAUCUGUGAGCAAUGAUAAACCAAUGCCAACGAAAAAAUAAUUCUGAGCGAAAUUCAAUUGAUAGUGUUGCUUUGCCUAUUAUAUAGAACAUGUCACAUAGUAAAAUGAUUACUGCAAUGUUCGUUUCCAUGACAACAAUGCUUGUUUAAAAAAGAUUAAUAUAAUAAAAACUUAAUAAUAAUAACAAAAAAAUAAAUAAAAACGGUUACCAAUAACAACCUUAGUUUAGAUUCUGAGUGGAGCGAAGAACCUUAUAGUUCUACAAAGAUGUUUAUCUUAUUUUUUUUUACUGUGCGCAACUUUUUUACCAGAAGAAUUGCUCGGAUUUCCACGUGUAGCACCGUUUCUGAAAGUAAAAUAAAUCAGCAAGGGGAAGUUCCUUACAGAGGUCAUUUUUCGAUUUUCCCAAGGUUUUUCCUAGCAAAUGUGAAAAACCGGGAUAAAAUAUGGGAAAAUCUAGCAAAACGUAGGGAAACUAGGAAAAUCGGUUCAAAAUUAACCAAAUAUUAUUAAAGAAAAUAAAUAAAGCCUUUUUAAUUAUUUUACUAUAAAAUUACAUAUUUAUUGUAAACCAUCACUAUCAACUGAAAUCUUCUCAAAAUCGUUUUUUCGUAUGCAAUGGUUUAUUGUUGCUUACAGGUUGAUACAUUAAACUAUCUAUGACAGUGUCUGCAUCCAUUUUCAUUAUCCUUGGACGUAUUUUUAAUUUUCCAAUUUUUUCUAGCUUAAAGAAUCAGGUUUUCCUCAUUAUCUCGAAUAAUAAUGAGAAUUUAUGAGAAUUUCACAAAAUGACCUAUCUUAAGUACCAUCUAGAGAUUAUUCACUUUCAGAAAAUGUGUUAUACUUGAUAAUCGGAGUAAGGUUUCUGAUAGAAAGUCUUCACAUAAAAAAUAAUAAUAAUAAACAUCAUGGUAAAAUCAAUAUAUUCCUCGCUCUACUCAAAAUCUAAAACAUAGAAUGAAAAAAAUAAAAUGUGAAUGAAUAUAUUAAAAAUUGGAAGUUCAUAUGCUUGUGCUGUGGUGGAUACGCGUUUACAAAUUGGUAUUCUUCGUCUGACAGGAUGUAAAGACGGAGAGAGAGUUUGACUUGUAUAGUUUUUCUUAGAGCAGUCGGUAUCAUUUCGUAUCUGUUAGCGUUGUUCACUCUUGUGGGUACACGAGGUAUUAUUGUAAUGCGUUUAUUAUACCUGGAGAAUAUCUUCUUUAAUACGACCCGAAUAAUGUCAUUGGUUUUAAUUUUUGAGGCGGAUUUAUUUUGUGUGAUUUUGGAGUCAAUACAGACAGUCCACCGUUUUGUUUCGCUUGCAAAUGCGGUUGGUAUGUAUUCAUUGAAGUCUAUUUGUGUACUAAAGUUUUGGGGUAUGUGGUUCUUUGGUGUCAUCAAGUAUGUUAUCGUAUUCGUAUAUAUCAUUACAUCAUUACACCUGUAUCUACCACAUCUUUAACCUUCAAGGCUAAGAACUAUUUAUAAGUACAUCAAUUAUUACUUACAUCAAAUAAUAAACAAUAUUAACUGUACCGCACUGCUUUUUCCGUGCACAGUAUUGAAUUAAAAAAAAAAAAUAUUGAAACGUGUCUCCGUAUCUCUUGCUUAGCGGUAUUCAUAAUGCGUCAUAAUAGAUUACACUAAUUGAAAGCCUUUAAAAAUGUCGUUGCAAAAUAUAUUUUUAUUAACAGCAAUGAACUAUGAUUGAUUAGGUAAUGCAAUUAUGACAAAAGUAAUCGGACGAGGUGAAUUACGCGGGUCUAUACUAUAUAUCUAUACUGUUCUACUAGUAUUAAUAAUACUUAAAAGGGAUAACACAAACUUCUUAAAAAAUAUUAUUUUAAAUAUUGUGCUGUUCAGUGUGCACGGGCAAGCAACACAUAAAAUCGAGUAAAAAUAUAGUAUAUUUUAAUAUAUUAUGGUCACCAAGGUAAUCAAUAAAUCAACAAAAAAAUAUUAUAAUUUUGUUCCAAAAAUACCAAAAUCCCGUGUGAUUCAACGGUGUUGAAUUUUUUUUUUAAAGUAGUCUGUGUCCUUUCUUAGAGUUCAAACUAUCUCCAUAACAAAUUUCUUCAGAAUCAGUUCAGUCGUUUAGAUAGUUAUUUUCGCAUUUUUAGGUAAUAUUAGUAAGCAUAUCAAACACAUAAAUAUUAUGUCUACAUUUUUUUUUUUUUUUUUUAAUACCCACCCAUAUUAUGCUAUUUUUUUGAAUAUUUGACAAUGAAAAAAUUGAAAAAAUACCUUUAUUUUUUUACCAACAACAAUAUAAUAUCUUGUUUCGACUAAGUGAUCUGCAACGUGGUGUGAACUUUUUUCUUUUUUUGUAAUUUUUCGAUAGAAGUAGGUAUAGGACACCUAAAUGUUAUACUUUAUUGUUUAUAGAUUACUAGACUUUUGUGUUGCAAUCAAUAUAGGUAUUUUCCCAAUUAUCUUUCGGAUUUCAUGAUUUUCAUAUUCUGUUUGGGUGAGAAUGUGAAAUGUAUUUAUUUUUUAAUAAGUACAGGCCGGUAGCCCAAUGGUUAUAUUACAAGUAAACAAUAUAUGAAUGUUAGCAUAAUCUAUAGACAAUAAUACAAUAAUAUAUAAUAAUUAUUAAGAAUAAAAAACAAUAAUAAUUAAUAAUGAACAAAACAGAAAUCGACUGUGAAUUCGAGUAUUCGAGGAUUAAAACUUGCAAAUUUGGUGACGGGUUGUUAGACGGCAAAAAACUUAUCAGCUCGGAAAAUUUCGUGUGCGAGACGGUGGUAACUCUAGUACCCACUAUAAAUAAUAAGCCUAUCUGAUCGGCCUAUUGUACAAGUGACCAGUAUUAACAGAUAGGCCCAAUUGGAUAAUGAGCACGGUAGGUCAAAAUCGCUCAAUUCUGUACUGGGUGAAUGUGGGUAAUUGAUAUAAUAUGUGCCUUGCAAACACCACAUGGUAUUAGGGUGGCAAAUAUAUAUAUACUCGAAUUACCUAUCGUGAAAAGCAAUACCUACAUGCGUAUACGGUUAAAUCAUAAUUUUUUUAUAUACUCGAAUUACCUAUCGUGAAAAGCAAUACCUACAUGCGUAUACGGUUAAAUCAUAAUUUUUUUUUCUAAAGUUUUAACCCGCCGCCUAUAAUUCGUAGGCGGCGCGGUGGUUUCCCGUUGUGACGUCAUUUACCAACGACCAAUAAAGGAAAUCGAUCUUUUCGUAGGUAUCCUACUAUCCUCAGUUGCUGCUGAACGUACCUUUCGACGCAUACCGAACGGUGCGCGCCACCGGCGCAGCGCUGCUGCAUCUUAACCAUAAUAAUAUUAUUAUACACUUUUAUACCCGAUUUCAGAUCAUAACGUGCGCACGAUUAUCGCGCGCACCCGUCUUCGGCGACGGAGUUCGCGGCACGACCGCUGAGUAGCAGCACUGGGCAGGCGGACACCGGAAUCUAGUACACGAUCGGCGGCGGGGAUGCCGUAUACGAUCGCUAAUUAUGUUUCACUCUUCCCGCUGGAGGACAGAUCGUAUGCCAUCCUCCUUAUCCUCAUACUCGUCACGGUCGUGUAUUGGACGGUGUCGAACGACAUCCUUCCUAGAGAUCUUCGCUGGCGCUGGAUGCUGGAUCAGUGGGCGUGCGUGUAUGUUCUAUUAACUCACCCGUGCUGCGUGUGUGUGGUGUGCAUGGCAUGGUUGUUCCUCUGUGUAUGCUUGUACGUCAGUGUGUGUAUGUGAGUCAGUCGAUGUGAGUUGGUGUUUGUGUAUGCUCGUGCGUGUGUGCCUGUGCGCGCGGUGUUUUUUUUUUUCUUUACUGUGACUGCCACGGUGCGCGCGAUGUGUACGUGCGAAUUAAUCCGUUCCAAUUACGGUGAUAUUAUUUUGUAAAUCGGCGGACCGUCAACGUCCACGCCGUUUCGUGUCGUCUCCGUUUCGAAAAGGUAAGUGCACACAUCAUUAAGACGCUGUUAGUUUGAUUUCCGUUAAGUCGUACCGCCUAGUAGUCCGGUAAUAAGGCGUACAAAACGUGUACGACCGUACCUACGUGCGUUAGGUAGGUAGGUGCCGAUCGCGGUAACGCUACUGUAUUUAUUGUAGUAGGUGGCCCGUCGUCGGUCCAACACCUGUGCGGCCGUCGACCGUUCGAUAGUAAUAAUUAUAACGAUAGUGACUCGGUCAGAGUGUUUGGGAGAUAUUGUCCCUCGACCACGGUCACCGCCGUGUACACAUAUCCAUAACAGGAAUAAUAGGAUAGAUAACUGUGCAAGGCCGCAGCCGCUGCCGAGCCCGUCGCCAAUGUCAACACCGACACACACACGCCACUUAUAACCGCUUACUCUUUUCUCCCAAGAAGUGUUUUAGCGGUGCCCUCCUUAUGUGUACCACCACGUAUGUCGUUGACUGCGAACAUCUGUCCGUGUCGUUAUCAGUAUCGUCGAUUGUUAUUCGAACGAACGCUGCCUACCUACUUACGGUUAGUGUUUUGAUGCAAUGCAUUACAAUUGGGUUGUUUAUUGUGCGUUUUGAUCUGUCUUUUUUGUGAAAUGUUCUUUGAGAAAACAAAAAAAAAAAAUUAUGACAUUUUAAAUGUUUUCCAUAAAAAAAAUGUAGUGUAUUUUUUUUUAAUAUUAAAAUUGUAAUUUUUUGAUAGGUAUUCAUCGUCUACUACAAUGCUACUAAUUUCACAUUUGAUGAAUUGUUACGGUAUUUGCGUUUACUAUGGAAUUCAAGUAUAGAACUAGUAUUACCACUUGCCUUUUAUAAAUAUAGGUAGGUAAUUGCAUUCUAUAAAAUACUACUCAGGAGCGGUAAUUAUUUAUUUAUUGUUGUAUCUCCAGUGCCCAUAUCUGUACCUAUAUGUAUCAAGUAUGCAUAUAGCUUUAAUGAAAUGUUUAAAUAUUUAUUUACGUUGAUACUCCCACUGUGUGGUAUCUAACUUAUUAUUAAUUGACAAAUUUAAUAUUUUAAUUGUCCAAUGCUAUCAACUUUAUUAAAUUUUUAACGAGAACCUCGAUCAGAACUAUGCAAAUUGUGUAACACAAAUGCAUUUUAUAAAACUAGUUACCUAACUAGGUAGGUUACCUAUUUUUUUGAACAUGCCCGCAAUCCAUAUAAGUAUUAGUUUAAACUUAAAAAUUCAUUUUAUCUAUUACUAACAUGAAUAAAGGUUAAAAAAAUAGGCCAACUAUUUAUUAACCUGGUUAUGAUUAGACAAAUUAAUUCUAUUUAAAAUUAUGAUCUGGUGGUUCAAUACAUUUUUAAGUUCUAUAUUCAGAUAUAUACCUUUUUAUAAAAGUACCUAAUGUAUAUUUUACAACUAUUUAGGUAGCAAGUCAAGAUUUUUUACUUGCAAAUGAAGAAUUGUACUUUUUCCUAUAAAUUUUAUAGGUAUUUAAUGUAUUUUUUUUAUAGAUUCACAUUUCAUACGCAUGAACAUUUUGUAUUCCGACAAUUGUUUUUCUUUACAUUUAAAUUCGAAAAGUACUUAUUAUUAUAAAUGCCUUAUUGUAUAAACCUAUUUAGAAAUAAUUGUUUUUUUUUUUUUACAUUUUGUGUGAAAAUACAUUAUUAGUGUUCAUCUUAGUAUACAUUUAUUUUGUUUAAAAAUAAUGAAUUAUAUAAGUCUAACUACAUUUAAUUGAUGUUUAUAACACUAUUAAUAAAUUAAAUUAAAAUUACAUAAAUCAGAAAAACUUGAAAGUAUUAAAAAAUGAAUGAGUGAUUUUUUUACAUAUCAUAUUCUUAAUGUAGGUAACAUGUAGUAAAUCUCCACCAAAAUCAAUAAAUUACAAUUGUGCAAUUAUACGUCAACAUUGAACAUCUUUUUAUUAAACUCAGAUUUAAAUUGAUCAAUAGUUUUAAGUUUUAAGGAUUCAAAAACUAAGAAUAAUUAUCAAAAUCCUGUAAGAUAAUAUAGAAUUUAAUGUGCGAAAAGUAUUGUAGGGUACUCACUAUUGAUCCAAGUGUGACCUAGCAGGUCAUGUGAUUCAUCUGUAAUUUAUAUUUUGAUCUAUUAGACAUUUUAUAGGCAUAAGUGUCAUAAUAAAUACUAGUAUUUAUUUUUAAAUUAUUUUUAUUAGAUAGGUACCUAAAUAUAUUAUCAAAAGAAAAAUUUUGAAAAAUGUGUGUUUAAAACACAGAUAAGAUACCUAUUUAAAAAAAGAAAUUGUGAUUACUUUAGUAUGUGAACAUGUUACUGUAAAUACCUAUUCACUACAUUUUAAUAUUAUUUCAUUAUAUUUUGUUAAAGUUAAUAAAUAUAUUUUUUUUUGACCCUAUGCAUUAAUACCAAGUAAAUUAAAUGUUUUUUUUUAUAUAUAUGAUUAUAUGAUGAUGAUGAUAUUAUAUAUGAUGUCAUAUUAACAUAUAUUAUCAUGUCGGCUAAUAAAGUUUCAUGCAUUUUAAUUUUUCGAUUUUCUCAACAUGGUCCAAUCAAUGUAUACAAACAUAAUUUAAUGUCCUCAGAGAAAUGAAUGACCUACCUAUAUAGAAUUACACAGUUAUUUAGAAUUCCUUGAUAUUUGACUAGGUAUAUCUCUACCAGAUAUAUAAUGUGGUGGUAUGACAUUUAUGUACAUAUUGUUGUUUUUUUUUUCUGAAGAUAAUAAUGAGACACAAUUCAAGUGAUUCUAUAAAAAUACUUAAUAGUGUUAUCUAGGUAGUACAGGUAUUACUGUAAUAAAUUAUUGUUUUGCCACAAUAUAAAUUUGUGGCCUGACAUAUCAUGUAAAAUUAUGUAAUUAUAUUGUGUAUUUAGUUGAGUAGGUACCUACCUAUUUAGUUUGAAUGAUAUUAACAAUAAUUAGUAAUUAAAAGAUAUAAAGUGAUUUAGUAUUUAAUUUUACAUUAUUUACCUAGUUUUAAUUUUUUUUAAUAAUUUAUCAUAUGUAUACAAUAAAUUAGGCACCUAUCUACUUAACAGUUUAUUUCGGAGGUAACAUAAUUAUAUUGCACUGCCCUUAAAAAUAAAUAUUAAUUUGAGGUAAUAUACUUUUUUAAUUAUAUUUAUAACAUGAGUAUGGACAACCCAAUAUAAAAAAAAAAAACAAAAUAAUAGUAAAUCAUCUCUUAUAUUAAAAGUGUAAAUUUGCCUCCCCUACGUCUAUACAGUUUUUAAAUCUCUCGAUAUAAAUUAUUUUUGAAUACCUAAUUAUAUAGUUUAGGUUUUUGUAAAAUUUGCUGUAUAUUAUAUAGUACCAUCGAAAGAUUCCAGAACACUAUAAUUUUCCCAACAAUUACCAAGAUUUUCUACCUUAUUUUCUAUGCGUUUACCAAACAUGCGUACACUGAUUUCCGUUAGUGAUUUACUUACCUUCUGGUAAAUAACUUAGGCAGGGAGUAGUCAAUAUUGUUAAUUUUUCAAGAUAUUUAAAAAAUUCGAUUUUAUAUCCGUUUAAAACCAACAUUGGGAUUUUAUCAUGUUUUUUUAUCUUUUUGUUUUUGUUAAACGUUGCGGAUGAAAUAAUAAUUAAUUUUUAGUCCAGUGUGGUUGAUCGUAAUUUAUCUAUAUUUUUACUGCACAAAGAAAAUGAUAAAAUGUAGCGGCGAAUUAUAAUAAUAAUAAUAAUAAUAAUAAAAAAUCAAAUCAAUGCGCGGCAAAUUAAAUUCAAAUGGACUUAUCGUGUGCAAUCGAGUAUUGAUUAAGUAGUUCUGAGAAGCUGAGUCAUCUAUUCUGUACAUAUACCUAUAUUAUUGUUAUUUAUGACGAUAAUUGUGAGCAGACGUGUAUUUAUCGUGCCCUUUCUCCCGCUCUUAUUUCCUCUUGAAAUCGUUCAAAGCACAUUGUCGUCAACGACGGAUUUUCGCCAAAUUUGGCCACCGUCACUUUUCAACAUAAUUACACGGCAGUUCCUUUCAAACAUUUUUUUUUUUUUUUUACCUAUCGAGCGUAAUACUCGAGUGCAUUAUACCCGCUUUUUACGUUUCGGACUACAUUCGUCGUUGAAAUCGUGAUUGUUAAUAAUUUAUUAUCAUCUAAGUAGGUAUUUUUUUUAUUUUAUUUUUUUUUUUUAAUUGUACACGUGUGGGAAUUCACCAACAUUUUCGCGUCGGAAUCUCUGCGAAUACAAGAGACAAGAUUGUUGGCACUUGUAAUAUUUUCACACUCUCGUUUCGUUAAAUUUUGAAUUUUUCCACUUGGGUGUAUAAUAAAAAAAAAUAAAAAUAAAAUAAAUUAUACAGAUGUAUUAAUGCAGCGUUUGAUAAUAUCCUCUACACGUAGUCGGAUGCAAUUCUGCGGAUACACCCUGUUAUAAAAAAAAACUCGCAAAAACCACGGCUUAAAAAUUAUUUCCUAGUUUAACGCAUUCAGUUUAAUUAGUAUAGGUACAUAAAAUAAUUCACUUUAAUAUUUGCAUUAGAUAUCUACUGUAUAAUAUUUUAUAUCAUACGAUAGUUUUUUAAUCGAUCGAAUCUACGUCAAUUUGUUUUUUGUUCACAUUUUAUAUUCCCUGAUAAGCACGUGCGUUCUAGUAUUUAUACUAUUAUUAAUCAAAUUAACUAUAUUUUUUUCUUAUUGAAAUAUCACAUUGUUACACAAUAAUACGAAUAUUAAUCACAAUUAUUGGUUUAACGGAUUGUUUGUUUUUAUCAUCUUGUUGUUUUUUUUUAGUUUAAUGCACGAAACUUGUGAAAUACAUCAUUAUAAAUGACUCAUUAAACUAUUAGGCUAUAGUUAUAAGUUAUAAGUUACACUGACAAAAAAAAUUAUUGUUUUACGACGAAACAUUGUGGAUGAAUAGAAAUUUACUCGAUUCGUCGGACCAAAUUUAAAUAAAAUAAUUCGUUUAUUCCGAGUUUAGCGAAGAAUGUAUUGGUUUUACAAAGAUGUUUUUUUUUUUUUUAUAUAUAAACACUUUCUACCAGUAAGCUUACUCCGAUUAUCAAGUAAAGCACAUUUUCUGAAAGGAAAUGUUCUCUUGGUGGUACUUUAGAGAGAUCAUUUUUUGAAAUUCUCGCGUUAAUAUUCGAGAUAAUGAGAAAAAUCUGAUACUUUAGGUUAAAAAAGAUUGAAAGAUUAAAAACAAUUUAGUUGUUAUUGGCAACCGUUUUUAUUUAUUUUUUGUUAUUAAGUUUUUAUUAUUUUAAUUUUUUUUAAACAAUCAUUGUUGUCAUAGAAACGUACAUUAUUGUAAUCAUUUUACCAUAAUAAGAUAUAUAUAUAUAUAUAUAUAUUGUUGACAAAGCAACACUAUUAACCGAACCUCGCUCAGAAUCUUUUUUCAUUAGCAAUGGUUUAUCGUUGAUUAAUUAAAUUUCCGGACGGGGCCGGUGUAUGCGAGUAAUGUGGGUGAUUUGAAAGUUUGGAACGAAGGUGGCCCACUCAAAAUAUUAAGGGGAUAUUUUAAGAAAAUAAUUAUUUUUUCUUUUUUACUUUUGUAUUGAAUAGCUUUCAGUUAGUUUCUUAGUUUUCUCGAAUACCGAAUUUGUUUAUGUAAAUCCGAAUGCAGUUUUGGAAUCAAUACCAGUGUGUACAUACUUAGUAAUGUAAAUGUACGAAAAUAUGGUAGUAACGUCUAAUGGGGAACCGCUAUAAAAUGUUUUACGUACCCUGAUUUAAAUUUAUUUUUAUCUUAUAUCAGUAUUUUUUUAACGGCAAUAAAAAUAAUAAUUUUAACCAGGGCGUUGGGUUUGAUGUUGUACCCCUCCCCCCAUUGCUUUCUUUUAGCUUUCUGUAAGGUUGAGAAGAUCGUAGAACCCUAAAAUCUCUCCAUUGAUAAACCCUAAUUACGCCACUGCCCGUGUUAUCCGUAGGUAUUUUUUAUAUUUAAACCAGUGACAAUUAUUAUCUUUACGUGAUAAACUUCAUUAGGUACCUAAGUAGGUAAUACUCGAGGGUACUAUAUUUAUUAAAUAUAAUUUUGUUUUCAAGCAAAAACUAUUGCGGGUAAGUUGUUCAAUUUAAAACAAUAACUUUUUUUAUAUAUCGUAUGAAAUAAAUCAAAAGUUUGUGCAUUUAAAUUUUAAUAUUUAGUAAAAAAAAAAAAAUAAUACUUUUUACUUUAGCAUCUGCGUAUAUUUUCCUCCGGUAGAUAACGAUUUCUGUCUAUAAAGUUCAUAUAGUAACAUUUGUGACGAGUUAGUAUAGCCUCACGAGCACUAUUUUGCUCUUUAUAAUUUUGUAAUAUUUUGAUUUUUAUUCGUUUUUGUAAAUGUAUAGGUAUUUUAAUUAAUUUUAGUACUCUAUAGUUGCAGCAUACAAAAUACGUUUUUUGAUAUUGGUUUAUACAAAAUGUACAUUAGAAAUGUACCUUAGAAUGUGUAUUUUAAGUACCUAUUUGUUAUGUAUUGUUAUUUAGUUGUUUUUAUUUCUAUUUGAUAGUACCUUUCUAACAAUAUAAAUUAUAACUACUAUUAUUAAAUUAUAACAAUACGAAUUGUAUGGGUUUAGUUUUUUUUUUUUUUUUUGCCUACAAUUAUAGUUCUUACCAGCAAAUAGUGUACCAAAAUUAUGUUUAUUUAUGUCGUUUAGAAAGUAGUUUAAUGUGUGUGUUGAAUAAAUACAUAGUUUUUAACGUUACAUUUUUCACACGAAAUAAGAAGGUGUAUAGCCCUCGUUUUUCUGAAUAUUUUGUACACUCGGUGUAAUAUAAUAAUAUAAAUAACAUACGCAGUAAUUAUGGUUUAAACACUUACGCGUAUUAUCCGUAGAAAAUUAAAUUAUUCGAAAUUUUAAUAGGUUAGGUAAACACAAUAAUAACAUAAUAACUAUAAAAUUAAAUUUAAAAAUAUUUAAUUUGUUUUUACUGAUUAACUAUAUUAGGUAUAGUGUGGUUGUUUUUUUUUUUUCAAAAUUGAAAAAGGUAUUUUUUAUUUUAUUUACAAUAAAUAAUGCGUUGCGACGAUUGAUUUACAAUACAAUUUGAAUACUAUAAUUAAUUUUUUUUUUUUGUUGCCUGUUUAUCGGUGGCGCAAAUGUUAAUACCGAUGUAUAAAGUAAUGUUUUCUUUAUAAAAGAAGAAAAAAAAAACGAACAUAAGUAUAUACUAUCGUUGCCAAAAGUCUGUCACGGUCAUUAUAUAGGUACCUCUGUUUUAUUGUACUAACGGCCAUUCUUAAAGUAUACACAAAUCCGUGUAGAAUUCACAAACGCGCCUUUGCCAAAAGUACCGCGGGUAUCCAAACAAAAUCUCUGUGUUAUUAUUGUUGUUAUAAUAUAAACGUGUCGAUAAUAAUUUCGUUUUGGCGAAACAAAUCAAUAAUUAAUCAUUUACGAAAUGUUUGUUGUGCGCGCGCAGUUCAGUUUAUUAAGCAUAGCGUUUCGCAUUAAAUAAUCGCCGGUAAAAAUACAAUUUGUCUUCUUGUUAACGUUUUAUAAACCCGUUCCGAUUGACCCAUUUUCGCGUUUUACCAGAGGGCAGUAGACGGAUCGAUUUACAACUAUCUAUAUGUGCACCGUGCAGCUGUGUAAUGCGCUGCAGCACAUCGGGACGUUCUGAAUUUGAACGGUCCCGGGCCCCGUGUUGAAAAUUCCGAUAAUAUAAAUCUGAGUUAAAAAAAAAAAACCACCAUAGCACUUCGCGGCCUUUAUCGGGUAAAACGAUAUAUUAAUAAAACAUUACAUACUUACCCACUUUUUACAUAUUGGUAAAGGGGCACGUACGAAAAUACGCUCGUGGGAUCAAAAAUAUCCCAUUAACAAAACAUUUAAAACGUAUUACUUUUUAUCGGACGCUUAAUAUAUUAAUUACUAUUUAUUGUACGGGUAUUACAUACAUUUUUGCCAUUACGAGAAACGCGAGGGUUUUUUUUUUUUUUAUUUCACAAAAUAUCGGUAUACUAGUUUUUGUGUUGUAGAGCGUAAUAUUAUAAUGAUAAAGAUUAUUUAUUUAAUAAUAAUAACAUAUUUAAGUAAUAUUAUGCGUAAACGAGCUAUAUUGUUUAAUUUAAAGCUAUGGCUUUGAUAUUAUUGGUUGAAAGAUAUUUUAAUUUAUUCGGUUUUGUUUGUUGGUUCGAAUUUUUCAUUAUAAAUGAUAACCUAUUUUCAAUUGGACGAAAACGAGUAAUUAACAAAACAAAACGUUGAAAAACUAUUAUCUAGUUAUUACAGUAUUUAUGUUACGUGUACAGUAUGUUUUAUGACGUGUGUUGGUAAGAGUCUGAAAUCGCAUUGUAGUACCUAUUUAGUAAAACAUUUAACCUUUGCAACAUACAAAUCGAUAUUCUAUUCAAUACUUUUUCGUGGAUUUAUUAACAAUAACUAAACACGCCAUCCACGAAUAUUUUAACGGUCGGUGAUCAUUUUUAUGUUUGUUUCCGGUUAUAAUUUUACUGUGCAUUGAGUGUAAGAAGUAUAAUAUAUUUAUAUAUACAAAAAAAAAAAAAAAAAAAAAGGCGAAGUGUCGUGGUUUUAAAAUGCUGGUCGGCUGUAGACUAGUACUAGGUACAUUAGGUACACAAAUAUAAUAUGAUAGGGCGGAGCGGAAGGAUUCGUAUAUUAUAAGUGAAAAUAAUAAUUUCUAUUUUAAAAUCGUUUUUGUUUCACCUAUUCGCUAUAGUUUACUCAUUUUAUUCGCCUUUGAGUUUUUCACUCCGGUUUUUAUUUGUAUGUUUUUUUUUUUUAUCGCCAUGUUUACGACUAUGAUCUUCUUCGACUUCGAUCAACAACUCUUUCAUUUGCCAUACGACUUAUUCAAUAAUAUUACAAACGUUAUACAUAAUAUAAUUAUAAUAUAGUGUGGUCUCCGUUAUUAUAAUAUUUGUAUGCGGUUUCUAAUAUAUUUUGUUUUCUUUUUCCGUUCGCUAUAUGUUAGAAGAUUAUAAUAUUAUGUACCUAUUUUGUAAUAAUAAUAUAAUACGUACAAUAGCACGGACCUGAGUGGACAGUUGAACACAUUCGUUUGGCAACAUUUACAAUAUUACAUAAUACAAAUACAAUACAAAUGUGUACAUAAAAGUACCAUAAUAUUAUAAAUCGACUAUACAGUGUUUAUAUAUAUGUAUUUAAAAAAAAACUUAUAAAUUAUGGGGAGAUAAUAAUAAAAUAACGUCCGGUUUGCCCGUUAGUCUGCAAUUAUUAUAGGCUCGAGAGUUAUUUAGUUUAUCACAUUAUAAUAUAAUACAACAGGCUCAUUGGAUAUAGGAAUUUUAAGAGGGGCGGUAACCCGAGGCCCCCUUCAGAGACACGCAAUUAUACUUUUUUUUACAUUUUCAUACUAUAAUGGUAUAAUAAGUAUUCUAAUAUAGUUCCGGCUAGCGCGAAAAUCCUUAAUAAUAUGUGUUUUGACAGAUAACGUGUAUAAUAAAAUAAUAUACCUACGUCACGUCUGGGUGACCUGCAGAUGUUUUUACAUCGUAAUCUGUUAUCAGUGUAGUAAUCACCAAUCAACAUCGACAAUGUGCUACAUGUAUUUUUGUGUCGGUAAUAUUUUUAUUUUUAAGGUACUUAAUAUCUGCCGUUACCCUGUUAUUUUCUAAACAAACAAAUAAAUGAAUGAAGUUACCUUAAGUCUGGAAAAACUGAAAAUGUCAGGGAAUUUUAUGAUUUCUACUGGAAUUUAUACGAUUUGAAUAUAUUAUAAAUUUCGAACAGAAAUUGAAUUGAGAGGGGGGAAAGAAGUUUGUGUGUGAUAAAAAUUGACCUUAUUAUCAGAAUAAAAUUGUUUUUGAGUAAAAAGUGGCUAUACCGAGUUGAAAAUCACAUUUAAUAAUGAAACCAUAGUUAAAGUAAGAAUCAUUUUUGUUUGUAAUUUCAUAACUGAAUACAUUAAAAUCGUUUUGCAUAGUGUAAAUUAUUUUUUGAGGUGUAAUACUUUUUUUUUCACCUUUUCAUAUUUUUUUUAGAAACUUUAUUAUUUUGUUUAUCAUGUCUGGGUAAUAGGCAUGGAUGAUGUUUAACAAUUUUUUUGAAAACACGGAAAGCCGCGAAAUUUUACAUAUUCAAACUCGUGGCAACCUCGUAAGGUAAUUUUUUUUUGUAAAAUCAGCGGAUUUUCGAUCUCUUGGCAAUAAUAUUAUCUAUGAUUAUUGUGGUAAAUAGUAUUUUCAUAAAUAACUAUAACAAUGACUAUAACUAUAACUAUCAAAUUUAGAUUCUGAAUUGACUGUUUUAAAAGGAAGUAAUUUUAAAAAUCUCUUUCGAUCGAAAUAAUAUGAAUGAGAAAUAUUUAUGAUUUUUUAUUUUAAAUGAAAAUGCAGUGCCUCGAAAGUUUAAAAUAACGUAGGCGUAUGUUGAUUAAAUUUACAUUGUACACUAUACGAGACAGUGUUCCAGAAUUGACAUGUGUUAUUUUUUAAUUUAGUCGGUCUUAUAAUGGCGCCACGGUGUGUUUACAGUGUGGACAUUUCAUUAAUAUUAUAAUGUAAGAAACAUGGGUGGGCUGUCUAUUAUAAUAUAGGUUUAUUAAAGAGUUUACGCUGUUUUUUCUGUGUUCUCGAUGUAAAGAACAAGUUAGUGUUUUCGAGACGCAUAUUAUAAUAUAUUCGAUUGAUUGUAUUGACUAAAUUAUUGUUAUUAUAUACUUUUGAAUAUUCAUGUAUAGUAAAUCGAGUGCUAUUUUCGACGAUUACAUUGCAUUGUACUACUCGUUUAUGAUAAUUACGAUGGAGUACAGUAUAUUAUACUUAUUAAUUGACAUUAAUAAUUGCAUCAAUCUCCCCGACUGGAAUACAAUGAUAUAUUAUAGAACAAACAUACAUAUUGUUACAUAAUAUUUCCCGCGCGAUGCGUAUUAUUUUUAGGAUACAACGAGAGUUCAAUUUACCUAUCUUAUCGUCAAAUUUGAUACCUAGACGGUUUUAUUCUCGUUUUGGCAUUUUAAUCCGCUGUUGUUGGAACAAAAAUAUUAUUCGGAACCGACGGUUUACAUCAUUCGCGAAUUAUUUACUGUAAUUUACAAAACCGGUGGAAAUUGGGUUAUUAUUUUUGGUUUAUCGAACUCGGUUUUAUUAUAACAAAAUUACUAUUGUAGAUAUGAGGUAGGGCAUUUUUUUUGUGAAUGUCUCCACCUCUAUCCCCUCUUAAAAAAGCUCCAUAUUCACAUUAUUUCUUAUAUAAAAUAAAAUUGUUACAAAAUCUACUAAUUCAAUCGUUAACCAUUUAUUUUAUAAUGGAUACACAAUUUAACUGUCCUUGGAGGGUGUCCAAUGGACUUUACUGUGUCCUUUUGGACACUGAAAACCUGCUUAAAAAACGCCUUGAUACGAAAAGCGAUACUUUUUUAUUGUCUAAUAAUUAUAACAAUUUUUACUCUUUAUUAUUAUUUUUAUUAAACAGUUUUACGGCUUAUUUUUUUUUUUACGUCUGGUGGACCAUGAUCUUUUUCUUUUUUUGUAACUGGAUUAGUGUGAUAAACAUUAUAAAUGAUUUACCGAAGGCGAGUUUGUUAAAAUAUACACGUCUGAUGCAGGUUUUCGGUCGCCAAAUUAGAAAAUUGCAUCGAGGUCGUGUCCUCCGAUAAUAUAAUAUCUAGUGUGUGUACGUGAAUAAUAAUAUUUUAUAGUUAUUGGAACAUCAUUGAAAACUCGUUUCUUAUGAAAAAAUUGCCUAUAAAAUUCUAAAUAGUUAAUUAAUUCUCAAAUGCUAUUGCUAUACCUGAACGUCAAGAAUAUAAUAUAAAGUAGGUUUUUGGUUCUACUUGACAGAUUAAAAUAUAAGAGACCAUAUAAUAUGUAUUGCAAAAGCGAUACAAUUGCUUUAAUUACCUUGAAAUAAUUAAAAUAAAUUUGAAUGCGUUUAAAAAAAAAAAAACUGUUUAAUAUGCAAUGUAUAUUGAAAUUUAAUCGUAUUUAAAAAAACUUUUUUUUAUUGGUUGUCUAGAUAAUGAAAAUAUAUAAUUUUAGAUUUUUAGUCGAGUUACUAUUCCUUGUAAAAAACUGUGGGGUGGCAAAAACGCUCAAAAAGUUUCACGGUAGUCAGUUGAUAGAAAAUCAAACCCGAAAGACCUCUUAAACGGAUUGUUUUACGAUAAGUAUUUUCAAUGUCGAGAGCAUACCUAUAGCAGAAAAUAACCGUCUAAAAAACUGUUAAAUUUAUGACAUCCGGUUUUAACAAAAUCAAUUUUAGGUUUUUUUUCCCCGUCAUAAUUCGAGAAAUAAUUUAGGGAUUUGCAAAGUCGCAAUAUUUACCAAUUUAUAACCCCUGUACUAAUAGUUUUUAAUGAAGACCUUACAAUAAUUUUAAUAAAUUUAAAAUAUUUUUCAGACGAAUUAUAGAGCCGUUGUUUAUCUUGAAAAUUCAUAAUAAUGAUGUUAAUUAUUUAUUGGCCAACCUAAAAUAAUUACAACGAUCGGUUUGCACAUUUGAUUUAUUUUUUGUACGCCGUAAUUCACAUCCAAAAUCUAAUCAAUUAACCUAUCUAACAGUAAUUCAACUAACCUCAAGAUGUUUAACUUUAAAGAUGUUAACCUCAAAAUUAUUAUUAUUUUUUAUAUCUCCGAUCAAUAAUAUAGUUUUUUAGAAUAAUUAUGUUAAGUAUCAUGGAAAAUCGUACUCGCUUACUUCAGUCGUGUUACACUCUGGAUAUAAAAAACAUUAGGUAUGCCAGAAACGAAAAUCGGUUUAAUUUGAAUAAAAAUACGAGAACAAUUUAUUUGUUUGUUGGUUUGAAAUAAAUUGAACGCAAUAUUGGUACACUUUUUAAUAAAGACAGUUUGGAUAUUAGUCUUCAAUAGACAAUGACUUUUUUUUUUUUUUAUUUUAGAUACUGAGUACAAUAAAGAAGCUUUUAAUUUUACAAAGAUGUGUUUUUUUUUCUUGGAAAACACUUACGGUUAAUAAAAAUACUUUUCAUGUCAUAGGUUCCCUAAAAGAUGCCGAUUUUUCAUCUGAUGUUAAUUUAUUUGAAACAUGUAUCGACAUUUUUUGUAGUUCAUCCCUUUGGUAUUUUUAUUUUCUUUUACACGACUUUGUUCAAAUCGUUUUUUCGUUUGCAGUGAUUUAUCAUUGCAUACAGUAUAUAAUAUGUGAAUAAGAUAAUUUUUUUUUUCAGUGAGUAUGCCUGAACAAAAUUACGUUAAUAAAGAAUAUUAUAUUGUUGUCAAGUUUGUUCUGAACCACGUAUUAUUUCUUAUCGGUAAAUCAAUUGAAUUCCCUCUCGAAAUGCGCUCUAUAUUAUUAUUAUUUUUAUAUGCUCCGGAUAACGAUGAAUUAAUUUUAAUAAAAAUAUUUCUUAGUUUGUAUAUGGUUUAUCUUUUUCAAAGAUGUUCGUAGUUAAAUGAGAAUAUUAUUAUACAAACGAAUUUUUUAAUUAAUUUUUUUUGUAAUAUUUAUAAAUAAUUAUUAUCGUUUAUGAAAUGGAACUAUAAUCAUUUAAGUAUACUAUAAUAUAUUAUAGUUAUUUUUAACUGCAUUUUUACGCUCUUUGUCGUUUCACUGUGUAGAUAAACUAGAUAAUAUUAUAUUCUACAUAAUAGUAAUAAUAAUAAUAAUAAUAAUAUACAAACACAUAUAAUACGGUUCUACAUACGCGCGCGCUCGCGCACACACACACAUACAUACACACACAUACACACACAGAGUAUAUUUCCUGCGGCAGGAUAUGUACGCCGACCGUUUUGUAUGAAUGUACAUAUUGCACACAUACACACACACACACACAAACACACACACACACACACACACCUCAGCGAUGACUAACAAUAUAGUCAUGCUCGCCGUGACAGUAUCAAAUUUAUGUUUUUAAACUUGUUUGUGAUUUUCACAAACGACACACGUCGACGGAAUAUCGUCUGAAAUAUUAUGUUAUAUUAUUAUUUCGAUGAAAAAGAUUGAGUUAGUGUAUUAUUAUAUUAAGUCGAUGUUAAGAGGACGUCGCAUAAUAUUAUUGUCUCGGCGUUGUACAAACGCUACGACAUAGCAUAUUUUUGUACCUAUUCGACAGAACCGAUUUUAUGGUUAGUCGCGAUAUUAGAGUGAAUUGUUGACCUAUUAUCAAACUUCGAGGCGAGUACAAUAGUUCUCCGAUUUGCACGUCGGUUUUUCGGAUAGUUAAAUUCUGAGCGAGAUACAAUAAGCGUUUUUAAAUUAUUGUAGUAGCUCCGUUAACGGAAACGCGUUUUCAUGACAAAUGUUCCGUUUACAGAUGUAUAAGUCUUAUGUAUUUCACAUUAACUCCGUAUCUCAUUUAAAAAUAACGGAAAAAUAAAACAUGAAGACUCAACACACUUUAUUUUCUUACCUUUUAGUAAUUUAGCUCUAUAUAUAUUCAAACGAACAGCCCGAAAUCGGUUCUUCUAAAUGAAAAUCUUUUCUGUCGCUUGUUCGUAACCCGGAGACGUCAAACGUUUAUUAUUGUGUAUGGCUUCUCGUUGGAUAAUAUAAUAAACGACUCUAAAAAAAAAACCUACUCGAGUUAAUAUUACGCAAUCUCAAAUUUAAAUAUAACAACUAUUAUCGAUUACGUAUUAUCAAUAAUAAUAUUAUAUUGUUAUUCGUCCGUUUGUAGUUUAUUUCUACGGUAGAAGUACAACAAUAACAUAUUAUUGUGUCUUUUCGAAUCGCAUAUUUGUCCUAUAUCCCUUUUUGUAACCCUUACCCACAAAAAAUCUCCUAUGCCAUUCGAUUAUAAGGAGUGAUCGACUAUUAUUUUCUUACUUACUGCCUACGUCAACAUUUAGAACUAGGUCGUUUGACUGGUGAGUAGAGACGUAGGUUUCUAAACUAACUAAAUACUUGCACACACCAUUAUGGGACCCAUAGAAAAAUACGACUUGCGUCAUAAUAGCGCCGACGCCUGGUAUUUCGAUGUCCUGGACAAAUUACUAUUGCCUAAAAUGAACGUGCCUCUUGGCUUUUCGGAAAUAAUUACAUUUCAAAUUGAAUAUGAAUAAUACAUAAUCACUGGCCAUCGCUAAGAUAUCAUGACUGCUACAUGGCCAUGCAUGCUAUGACCGUCGCAUUCAUAUUAUAUCUGCGACUGGGGUCUAUGUAUCCAUACUAAGAUAGUAAAGUUUGAGAGGUUUAAAGUCUUGAUCAUUAUUUCUUACCUGUACAAAUUAAUUGUAUCUAAUUAAAUAUAUUAUUUAUUUAAAAAUUGAAACAAAAUAUUUAUGUACACUGUAUAUCACUAUCGAGUACCUCGGGGUACUAGUAUUAUAAUAGACCUAUAUUAAAAAUCUAAAUAGACAUACUUGAGAUUAUUCUCCAUUCCUGAGUACAGCAGUCAAAAACUUCAGCACUAAAUCUAAAUUCUAAAAAAUAUCAUUUUCACUUAUACCAUCAAACUUUUAAAUAAUAUAAAGCAUACAUUGAAUUAAUUCUAAAAAUAAAUGUGUACGUUUUAAAUUAUUUUUUACUUACAUGUAGUGUUUAUUUAUAUAUUCUGAUUUUAGAUUCUGAAUAAAGCGAGGAAUGUUUUGGUUUUACAGUGGUGUAUUUUUUUAUAAAUAUACACCGUACAAAUUUUAUAUCAGAAAUCUUUGCUACGAUUUUCAAGUGUAUUACCUUUUCUAAAAAUAAAUUGUACUUAGUUAGUACUUUAAGAAUGUCAUGUUUUGAUUUUCCAAGCAGUUUUCAUAAUAAAUGGGGAAAUACUGGAAAAUUUACGAGAAUAAUGUAUUUAUUAUUUUAAAUUUUGUUAAAAAUGUUAAAAUGUUCGUAGAGACUUGAAAUUUGAACCAAAAAUUUAUAUUUGCCUUUUCUAGAAGUGGUCAAAUUUUCAAAAUAUUUUAGCCAUUUUUGAGCUAUUUAUAGAAAUAGCUAAUGUUGUUGUAAUGUUGUUAGUUUUGUACGUAAUUUUUAUUCGGUAGGUGUUAUAAACUCGUAUGUAUAAAAUUGUUAUACUAGCGAGAAAUACUUGACAAUUUAACAGAAGGUUUAUUAUAAGAAUCGUACUCUGAAUAAACUUAAAUAUUUAAUUUUAAAAUUAUUAUAAUAAAAUUGAAUAACGUCAUCUCACUUAGUAGUUCACACUAUGUGUGUUAUUAUUUUGAUUUUCAUGUUUUUAUGUUUUCGUAUUAAGUGUUGGUUUUAAAGAUUAUUGUUGACUUAGCACCGGCGCCAGGUAUUGCGAUAUCCUAGUCAAAUUAAUGUUGUAUAAGAUCUAGGGAGGCAAAUGUCCCCACCUGGCUUUUUGAAAAUAAUUAAUUCUAUAUUAUUGAAUAUAUAUAUUAAUAAUAAAUAUCGAUAUUCGUAUAUAUUUGAAAUUAUACCAUUGUCUUACUCCAAUAAAAAAAUUACAGGAGAGCUUUUUUGUUGAAUUUUGGAUCUAGUUGGUGCAAUGAGAAGCGUAUUUUUUGAUUUCCCUUGUAAUUUUAACUGAGAAAACCUAGAAUAAAAGGGAAAGUUUACGGAAAUAAUGGUCUUAUUAUUUUUGAUUUGAUUUUUUUUUUAUCUUAAUUCAAUUAGAAAUAAUAAUUAAUUUUAAUUAAUAUCUUUCACUUGAAAAUCUGAACAUGGUUUCUGGUAGAAAAGUUGUUAACUAACAGACAUGCCCAGUGACAUGGAAAAUACGUAAUUUUGCUGAAAUGUCUGUUUAUUUAGCCAUGCGUUUAAUGUGAUGAAUACAUGAAUAAGAACAUUAUUAGAAAUUAUUGAACAAAACAAAAGAAUAUGAUAAGAAAAUUUCAGUAUAUAGGUACCUAAUUAAAAUAUAUCUAAUAAUUAUUAUAUAUUGAAUGUUGGUUUUUGGUGCUAUUAUCUAUUGAAAAUAUCUCAAAUAUCGGCAACUUUUUUUCUUGAAAUAUAAUUUUACGAUGAUAUAUUAUUCGUGUAGGUAUAUAUAUUUCAAAAUAUUAGAUUUAGUCUUGAUUUAAUGCUAACAAUGUCCUGCUUUAUAAAAAAAAAGGUGAAAGUAGAAAUGCAUUCUACCAAAAUGGGCUCGUAAUUAUUAAAUUGCAGCACAAAACCUGCAGUAACUACAUGAUGAAGUGUUGGUGGUUCACUGAAAUUAAAAACUCCUCUAUUUUACACUGGGAGUAAAUUAAUUCUACUAGAAGAGAUUGUAAAACGUUAUGCGAUAGCAUAGUUUACAGAAGUUUUAUUAUUAUCUGAAAAAUAUCGGAAAGAAUAUUAUUUUUAAAAUAUAUUAGUUUUGGUUUUUUUCAUAAACGGCUUAAAGUUCAGAUUUUGACGGUGCUAAUACAGACGAACUUGAAAGUUUUCUCUGACAGCCUCGAUAACUAAUAACAAUAAUAUUAUAAUCAGUAAUAAAUUAGUCUUGUUCGUAAUCUCGAGGUCAUGUACAUUGUACCUAUUGGUACUUUUGAGUAUUGUGUUUUUUUUUUAUACAUAUAUAUUUUUUCGUUUUUAUGUUUAGUAAAUAAAAUUAGUAGUAUAAAAUGAUAUUAAAAAAUAUCGUAUUAUACUCGUACUUGCGGUGUUGGAUUGGGGUGGGGUGGAGGGGUAUUAUUAUUUUAUACUACUCGAACCGCCGAAUGAAUUAUGUGAAACCGCCUACGUACGUAAUUGUGAAAUACCUGCUAGAUAGAAAACACCUGCUCACCAGACUGCACAAGAAUAGUUCUAUUUUCAUUUUUCAAUUUUUAAUAAAUUAACAUAAUACAUUAUUUUGAAUAGUUGUUUUCAUUGUUGUAGAUCCGAGGUACUGUGUCUUACCUGUACUAUACUUUUAACUUGUAUAUUGUUUUCGUUUUAUGGGAAAUUUUUUUUUUUUAAAUUGCCGAAUUCUUAUUAAUAAAGGCGUCACUGAGGGGAAAAAAUUAGGGUCGCGUUAAUUUUUUUGCUAAAACCAAAAAAAAAAAUUCUUCCGGUUGCUGGUCCACUGACGCGAGGACUGUGACAAAUGUCUGCCCUUCCGCCGGCGACGAUCACGAUAUUUUUAGCGCAUUUUAAAAUCGACUGGGUAUCUAUAUGCAUGGGUAUUCGGCCUAUAAUAACGUAUAGGUAUUGUGCUAGCGUAGUCGGGCAUAAUUGUUAUUUAACGGAACUACUAUACGGCUCUGCUACUGCGCGUGUCCGAUUUCCUUAAACGGGUAGUGUAUUAGAAAAUAUCAGUUCAAGAACAAUUAUAAGUAAUACAGAUCGGCGGUCGGUAUAAAGACACGUGUAACGUCAGUAGUUUUUAUCUCGGACAGAAGUUUGAAACUUGAAAUUAACUAUUAUUAUUUCGAGCCGAUUUCGCGAUACGGUCGGUGUCAUACGGGUGCUGCAGAUAUUGUAUCGCGCGCCCAUGCGACAGUUCUUAUUUUUUCGUUUCUCCGUAAACCCCGCCGCGCAUACCAUAACGUUUUUUUUUUUCUAUGUACCUACGAUAUCGCGGGGGGGGCAUGGCGAACGGGGCGAGGGAGUGGGGUUCGUACGUGUACGUCACCUCCGUCUCGCCCCCCCGUCGCGUCGAACGUUUUGCCGGAGGGGUGAGUGGUGCGUGCGGAUUAGUCAGCGACCGGGUAUCGGUCGCGUCGUCGAUUCUCAACGAACGGCGGUAGCCCCGAGAGAGAAUCGCGACUGCGAUAUUCUACGCGGCGGCGACGACGACGACGACGACGGAAACCGAGAGCGGCCGUAUAAUCGUGACCAACGGGGCACGUUCGGACGACCCGCAGGCAGACAGUGCCGGUAAGCGACGCGGUCGUUCCGCGCCGGACGUUUCCUUUUACAGGCGAUAUUCGUUCGGAACGGAGAGCACGGCGUCGGUGCUGUCGGGUGGGAGGAGGGGGCGAGGAUCGGUAGGAGGAAGUUGUAGCGCGCGGUUGUAAUAUUGUCGUCGUGGUCUGGACGCGGUCGUGGUGGUGCCGGCGAGAGAGAGAGAGAGAGAGAGAGAGAGCGAGUGAGAGACAGUGAGUGUGAGAGAGAGAGAGACGCAGAAAAAAAUACCCGAGUAUAGCUGUGUAGGUAUAUAACUACGUACUGCGGUCUAAUAAUAAUACAGCAAAGAACGACCGCGCGGCCGUGGCGGCGGCCGGAGGAAUUCCACGCCCGAAUCUGGAAUAGACUCGUCUGUCCCGUCUCGGCGUUUUGUAUUCAUAUUAGCGUGCCGGGUUUACAAUAAUAAUUCCUAAUAAAGGCUAAUAACUAGUCUUAACAGCCGUUGGGGAAAAAAAAAAACGUUCGACUCGUUCGUCGUCGUCUCCGCGUACGCGCCGAUGUUUUGUUUUGUUUUUUUUUUCCUGUCCCGCCACGUAAUAUUAUUAUUAUCAAUUGUUAUUAUCUCAUAUCAUAUAGUAUUGCGACGCGUUCGCGUUCCGCGGCCCGCGGGGUUCUCCGGGUCACAACACCGCACUAUUAAUGUUGUUGUUAUCUCGUGCCGCCGACACGUAAGAUUUAAGAUAAGUAAACGAUAUUAUUAUUUACGUUUGCGACGGCCGCCGACGACGUGUCCGAACCGCGCCGUCGUUUUCGCCGGCCGGCCAUAUAAACAAUAUUUUUAUUUAUUAUUGUUUUUUUUUUUUUUCACCCAUCAACGCGCGACAAUAUAAUGAAUACAUUUUAUUGUAACAGUACCCCCGCCCGCGACCCCCCCCCCCUCGAAGAUAAUGCCGUUUCCCAUUCGUCGUCCUGUUUUAUUAAUUUUUUUUUUUUUCCUCGUCGGCUGCGUGAUUCCGAACGUGUCGCGUUCGUUUAUUAUACGUCGUCGCCGUGGCACGUGCACAUUAUAAUAACGACGCACGGUGACAUCGCGUAUAAUGUUUCCGUUAAAUUUUCUAAACGCGCGCGCGUGGUUUGCCCUCGACCGCAGAGUAAUAUUAAAACACUACGCGCUGAGCCCUCGACUGCUUACCGAAACACGACGAUAAGAAAUACCUACGAGUGCCUGUAACACUUGCCCGUGUCGUUUUUUCUACGGGGGGGGGGGGUGUUCCUAUUUCCUUUUUUUUUUUUUUUUUUUUUUCCCAUUCAUUCAUAACAAUACGAUAACAACAAUAGUUUAAUAACAUCCGCCGCGGUCGACCUUUUAUGUUUUUUUUUUUUUUUCCCAUUCAUUCAUAACAAUAAUUAUUCAUUCAUCUCGCGAGUACGCGGUAAAUUCGUAUUUUGAUGGUUUCCCUCCCCCCCCUCGUUUAUCAACGUGUAUUCAUAACACGGUGCGAUUCUUCUCGAAACUUGUUUCUGAAUAAUCGUUACAACCCAUUGGCGUCUCCUCUCCAUCCGGCAUCCGUCGUAUUUGUUUUUUUUUCUUAAACCACGCAAUAAACAAAUGGUUUAAAAAUCUUCCCGAAAACCACGAGGGCAGGACGGAGGCCGGGGAAUGAACCCAUCUGCGCCAAAAUGAAAAAGUUACAUAUUUUCGUUUGCGCUAAAUUUGCCUGCGUAUAAUACAUGAUUUUUAAGACGCCACAUUGGUUAGAAUACAAUUUUUCUAUUACAUAUUACGAGAAAGUAUUUGUUAUUUUCGUUAAAAAUCUCGCCAUUCAAAUCCUAAAUCUGUGUCUGAUGUUCAUAAAGCGUCGACAUAGAUAUAGAUUUGACCACUUCUAAUGAUGAAGAUUUCUAUUGGUUAAUGACGACAAAUUAUCUUAUAUAAUAAUUGUAUUGUCAUGAAAUCAACGCGUUAUGUACGCGUUAUUUAUAAUGCAUUUAAUUAUAAUAAAGAUUAUGAUUGUUUUUUAUAAUUAGAAAACAAAAGAACUAUAUAUUAAGCGUAAUACUUGAAAACCAUGUAUUUGUGGAAAAAAUCUAUUAAUUUAUUAUAAUUUCUAAACAAAUGUAUACCAUUAAACAUUAUUUGCAGUAUUUAAAUUUAUAAUAUAACUGUUCUAAUGUUAACAAUAAAAAUGUAUUAUUAUUAUUAUCAUAUAAAUUUGGCUCUAACGAGCUAUUCGAAAAACAGUAGCUUUUUUUUGUUUCGGCACAGAUGGGCUGUGCUCAAAAUGAAUUACUUUAACUUUUCUUUUGCUUAAAUGGGAAAUGUCUAUAGGUGGAGGAAAAGAUACAUUUUUGGUGAGGCUAAAAUUACCUUACAUAAUUAAGUGAAUUAUAUGUCCCUGUAUCUUCUAAUUAUAACGUAUUGUUUGGCUAAAAUUAACUUGUAUGAUUAUCAAUUAACCGUUUGUCAGUUAAAAAAUUAACUGAAGAUGUAUGUCUGGAGUUGUAUUGCGAACCUGGUUCUGGACGGACCUGAAUAAAAACAGCAGGAGAACGUAAACGAUCUAGAGCGUUCGAAAUGUGGUGUGAAAUUUACAAAAAAUAAGCUGGAUAGAUUGAGUAACCAAUAACAAAGUACUGGAAAGAAUGUCAGAUGGAAAGGUUAUUAUGGAACAUUUUAAUUAGAAGGCAAAACGAGUGGACGCUGCGACUCAAGAGAUUAUUGAUAUUAAAAUCAAUUAUUAUCGAAUUAAUUAUUGAAUUGAGCGUAAAAGUAAAGAACCAAAGAGCCGAGACCAAUGGGAGUCAAAACCACGUCUUGAAUACGUCCAACAAAUAAUAAAAACCAAGGAUGUGUCUUGUAUGUACAAAUUAAAAUGAAAGCUGACGGUAGAGAAGAAUUGAGGAGGGCCGCAAAGAACGUGGAAAUUCAAUUAAAUCAGUAUUGGUUUUUUUUUUUUUUAAAAAUGUAUUGUAAACGAACGAGUGACUAGCGAAGAACUGUUAAUCUACUGUAGCUUGCUCUGUACAAUGUAUCAAACUCAAUACGACAGUACCCAGUAUUGUUUCUAAGAAUUUUUGAACACAUGAUAUUCCUUGUUAGACCUAACCUAACGUAAAUUUAUCUACAACCAUAAAGGCACAGCCAUAAACAUAAUAUACCUGCAACUAAUGGUGAUUAUAUUGCUAUUAUAAAAUUCGAAUUAAGAGGACGUCAAACUCGCAUUUGCCGUCUUUGUUUUUCUAAUGGGCAGCGUAUCAAAAUAGUUGCGUUUUCGUGCAACACGCGCAGGUACGUAAAUACAGUUUUGCUGUACUGCUCUUUAGAUAGACUGCGGCCUCGUAAUACAUUUUAGAAUAAAUCAAAAUAAUAUGCUUAAUUAUUUAUAUUAAAAACAAAAUACUGUAACAUAUUAUAUAGGUAUUUUGUAUUUAUCAUAAAUAAUAUCGCAACAGUAUGUGACUUGUCGACAAAUAUUUUCACGCUAUUUAUAAUAUUAUUACACGAGUUAACGAUUUCACUAUAAAAUAUCUUGAUCAAAAAGUAUAGCUAAAGGCUAUUCAUUUUUAAAAUUAUUUUUUUUUUAUAAAUGCCACUCAGAAUAAUUAAGAUUGAAAUUAAUAACGCUUAUCUAAUCGUUGGGAAUCUUUAAUAAAUAUUCAACGUAAAUGUUAGGUAGGUACUUAAUUUUAGAUUUUUAUAUUUUGAAUUUACCCAAUAAUGCACUAAAAUUUUUUAAUUUGUAUUACAAAAAACUGGUAAAAAUUAUAUGUAGACGUAGUAAAUGAUACACAUAAUGCGUGUUUAUCUUUUUAUGACACUAAUAACAUAGAUUCGUUUGUAUGUAUUAUAUUUUUCUUGUAUGUACAAGAUUAUUAUAUCAUUUAUAGAUAAUACAUAUGUUUAAGUGAAUUAAGCUAUUUACUUGAUUGUUGUUAUAUGUUAUAAAUAAUUACAUUAUGAUGAAUUUUUCGCAUUUUAAAUUCCAUCGCUAUAAAACAGUCAACUGCUGUUAAGAGUACUUUCAUGUUAUUUAUUUAUGUUAUGCGUGGUAUAGGAUGUCUAUGCUUGGAUAAUAAUAUUUGUAAAAAUAUUAUAAUCUAAUAUUAUUACGUAUCUAUUCAAAUAUUUAGGAAUUAAAUAGGGUAAAAUGGUAAUAGAUAAAAUAAAUAUUAUAUUCAUAUCUUAGUUUGCCAGAGUUUGUUGUCUAGAAUUUAAUAUUUACUUUAUAAUAAGCUAAAUAUGGCCUAAAUUAAUUUUUGUAUAUUUGUUUUAGUUUUAAUUUUUUUAUCAUUUAUCAAUUGUUCCCACAAGACUGUGAUUUCAUUACAUUCCUUGUCUUUAUUAUUGUAACACUAUUGGUCACAUAGGAAAUUGAAUAUAGACGCAAAAUGAUUUUGCUUACAUAUACACAUAUGUACACAUUUUUUGAUAUACACACUUAUAUGUUUAUUUAUGAUAAUAAAUUGAAGACACAUUAAUUUAAACAAUUUAACAGCGCUAUGCAGUCCAUUGAAUGACGAAGCGCUAGUUUGUAUGCAAGAGACCUUUUCUAUUUAAUACAUUUAACAGAAUUCGGUGGCGUCUAAUCAUUUAAGGUCACAACAUUCGUUGUUGUCGACUUAUACACUCAUAUAUCCGCAGUAGUUUCUGUAUGUCGGAUAAAAUAAAUAGAAUUACUUAUACAAAUCAUUUGUCACUACUAUCUCUAACCCCUUUUCUUUAUUUUAGAAAAUUAAAAAUAGAUUUAUAAAAAAUAUAAACGAUUUGCUCCCAACAAGGUGCUGGUUUUUAUAUCCAAUUGAUUUAUACUAAAAAUAACAAUCUUUUUUUUUUAAUUAUCAAAACAAAAAAUUAGUGACAUAUUUUGUUUUUUUUGUUUGUUUCAGAUGGAAUUUCAAUGGUGUUACCAUGAUAGAACUGAUUCUAUCGACUACAUAGAACCAAUCAAUGUUUAUCAAAAAACAUGAUUUAAAUCAAAUAAAAAAAUUUUAUAUUUCGUGAAUUUUUUUCUGCUUUUGUUACUUUUAAAUUAGUUUAAAUUAAGUAUCAAAAAUGUCUCCUGUGGAAAAAGACCAAACGCUCACCUCAAGUUCUAUGGGAAGUUCCAUGAAUAAAAUACCCCAUUCACAAUCCACUCCGGGCGUGUCUGGUUCUAAGACACCACCAACGACUCCCAGAAGGGGAGGGAAAAUGCUCAAUGUCCGUGUUCAAAUGUUAGAUGAUUCUGUCACACUCUUUCAAGUGCAGGUAAGAUAACAUUAUCAGUCCAUUUUUGGAUAUAAUGUAUUUAUCAUUAUUGUUGCAUUGCAGACGAAAGCUGAUGGGUCUGUGUUAUUUGAACAAGUAUGCAAACAACUUAACUUAUUGGAAGCCGAUUAUUUUGGGCUUGAAUAUCAAGAAGGUUCUACUAAAGUAAAUUUUUAUCUUAAUAUUAAGUACAUUUUAAAUUAUUUAUUAAUUUGUGUUGUAUAUUUCAGCAUUGGUUAGACUUAGAAAAGCCAUUAAACAAACAAAUAGGACUUUCACUAGUGGAACCACUAAUGAGGUUUUGUGUUAAGUUCUACACACCUGAUCCUGCUCAACUGGAAGAGGAAUAUACUAGGUAUCUGUUUUGUUUACAAAUUAAACGAGAUUUAUCUCACGGGCACAUGCAAUGUAACGAUAAUACUGCUGCUCUAAUGGCCUCUUAUAUCGUACAAGGUAAAAAUUUAUUUAUCUGUCUUUUAACAUUGCAAUUUAUUGUUACUAUGUUAAAUUUUGUAGCUGAAUGUGGUGAUUAUUCUGUGGAUGAUUAUCCAGAUCACACUUAUUUAUCCUCACACAAAUUUGUUCCCCAUCAAGACAGAGAAAUGGAAAUUAGAAUAAUGGAAAAUCAUAAAAGACAUAUGUAAGUCAUUAUACAGUUUUAUUUAUUUAUGUAUAUUAAGCAGGUUGUAAAAGUUUUAAUUUUGUAAUAUUGUUUUAAAAUAUUUGUGCAGAGGGCAAUCUCCAGCAGAAGCAGAUUUAAAUUUAUUAGAAACUGCACGUCGGUGUGAAUUAUAUGGGAUCAAAAUGCAUCCAGCAAAGGUAAAUGUAUUAUCAUUUUAUAAAUUAUGUUUUUUAAUAACUUUUUAAUUUGAUAUUUAGGACCCAGAAGGUGUACCUUUGAAUCUUUCAGUUGCGCAUAUGGGUGUAUUAGUUUUUCAAAAUUAUACAAAAAUUAAUACAUUUUCUUGGGCUAAAAUCAGAAAAUUAAGCUUUAAAAGGAAAAAAUUCUUUAUCAAACUGCAUCCUGAAGGAUAUGUAAGUCAAUAUAAAAUGUAUUAUUUAUUGUUAUUUUAUAAUAAAAUAUACAUAAAUUUGUAUUUACAGGGUUACUUUAAAGAUGUAGUAGAAUUUAUAAUUGAAACUCGUAACGACUGUAAAAGUUUUUGGAAAAAAUGUGUUGAAAAUCAUGGAUUUUUUAGAUGUUUUACUGUUAAGCGUUUACCACGACAAAGGACUAAAGUUCUUAGUCGAGGAUCAUCAUUCAGGUAUAUACUAUCAUAAUUUGGUGAUAAAUAUUUACUAUUUUUAUUUUAUUUUUUGAUAUACUUAUAAAAUGAAAAAUAUAUAUUAUGUUAUAUAAAUUAUAGAUACAGUGGUAAAACACAAAAGCAAAUGGUAGAAUUUGUUAGAGAAAAUUUUGUUAAACGUCAAACAUUCCAAAGGUAAGUUUUAUUUUUUAAACAAUAUUGUAAAAUCAAAUAAAAAUUAAUAUAAAUUAAUUUAAACAAAAUUAAUUUAAUCUGAUGAAAACAAGUUUUCUUUUUAGUAGUAUGUACACAAACACAAGAAUAGCUUGAAUGUUGUGAUUCUUAGCAUGCAACAAAUAUUAGAUGUUAUUGAGAAUGUAUUUUAUUUAUUUUUUUUUUCACAAUUUUGUCAAUGAAAGUGGCUCCAAAUUCAAAACACAUCAGAAACGACAAUUUCAAUUACUUAUAUUUUGUAGUUAAUAUCAAUAAAUAACAAUUUGGGACUUGGUUUGACUUUUACAAUUAUUUUACAGCUUACUAGUUAUACAUAAUUUAAUAUUAUAAUUCACAAUAUAUAUUAUAUAUAGUGAGGAAAAGUUCACAUUAAUAUAGGAGUUUUUCACAAAUAUAAUUUUUUUUUAAUUCUAAGUGUUCACUGGUCUGAUAAAAAUAUUUAGAGACUAAAAAAUUAAUGUUCCAUUUUUUAAGCAAUAUUUGAUAACUGAAUGUGUUAGUAUAACUUUAAGUAUCAUUUUUUGGGUUGAUAAUUUAUUGUUUACAAAUUGAUUUAUAAAUAUUUUCAUUUUUUAACUUACCAAGUUAUAAGUCAACAAAAGUUUAUUUAAUUGAAUAAAUAAUGACAUGCUUGUCAUAAAUUACGAGUGUUUCCUUAAUGUAUGUUUUAUUUUAACAAUUUUGCUCUUUGGAGAUCAAAUUUAAUUAAAUAAAAUUAUUAUUAAAUAUUAUGUUUCUGAUGGUGUGUUAAAAUAAUUUAAAAAGGGUCGCUUUCAUUGGAGAACAUAGUGUUUCUUUACACCGUUUGCCCUGUUUCUGCCAACAGGUCUCAAUCAUUUCGGCAUACUGGAUUGUCGCAUUCUACUAUAUCCAAUGUUGGUUCCAGUAUUUCAGCACAUCCUUUAUUGCCCCUCGGUAUGUUUUUGUGAUUUAAUUUUUAGUUAACAUAAUUUAUUUAACUUAAGUUUAUACAUUUUUAUACUAUUGGAGCCACUUCAUAACCAUAUAUUUUAAUAACAGUUUUUUAUAGUGCUUUAUUAAAUAGUAUUUUUAAUAAAAUUGAUAAAUAAGAGUUUAGAAAAUUUAAAUUCCUUACACAUGAAAAAUCAUUAUUUGUUAAAACUAAAAUAUAUUAAAUAUUUUAUUAAAAAAUGUAUAUAUUUUUUCCUAUACUUUUGAGUUUGUUGGCAAGUUUAAAAUUCUAUAGACAUUUUUCUUUGUAUUUUAAAAACUCAGUUUUUACUUUUUAGUUUCUUUUAUAAAUUUAAUAUAAAGUAAGCUUAUUUUAUAAAUACAGUUUUAUACAAAUUAUCUUAGAUUCUGAGCCUAGUGAAAAAUGUAUUGAUUUUACUUCGAUGUGUGAUUUAUUUUUUGUAUCUGAUCAACUUUCUACAAACAAUCUUGCUCCAAUCAAACACCGAAACAAAAGCUUUUUUUCGUAGUAUUUUAAAGUUGGUACAUUGGAGAAUGGUUUUUUGAUUUUCUAAGUAGUUUUCAUAAUAAUUAAGAACUGGAAUUAAAAUCUAUACGGAGGACUGAAAAAUUAGCACUGAUCAUUAUUGUCAUUAUUUUCGAUUUUGUUUUCCUAUUAGAAAUCUUACUCUGAAUUUUGCCUAGUUGGUUUAUUAGAAGUUGAUUUUUUUAUUUUCCUUGUCAUUUUCUUAAUAAUUUUGAAAAAAGAGAAAGUGUAACAUUUUAUUAUUUUAUAUUUUUUGUUAAAAUUUGGUUGAAAAUAAUUAUAGAGACCUAAAAUUUUCAUAGAAUACUAAUAAUGACUUUUAUUACAUUUUAUAAUGGUUAGAUCUGGUUAAAUUCUAGACAUCUUUGAGUUAUUAGUCAUUUUAUAUUUUGACAUUAUAUUUUAGUGUUUAUUAUGUGAAAAAAAUUGUUUUGGCCGAGCAGACAUUUUUGAAAAUGUGUGCGUCAUGUAGAAGUUUUUGUUUAUACAUGUUCAAAGUGUAAAUAUUGAUACAAAUCAUAAAAAGUAAAUUUCUAAAAAUUACUACCCUAACUUUGCUUAGAAUCUUAUUUUGUCAGCAAUGGUUUAUUGUUGGAGAAAGAUAUAAAUGAUAUAUAACAUAAUAUAUCCUACUUUCCAAACUUCUUCUCACCUACCUGAUGAGUGGCACACUUAUCAGCAAUGUUAGCUUUUUUUUAAUAUUCAGUUUACAAUCUACUAAUAAUAAAAGAAAUUCCUUAUUUUCAUUUAGUUUAAUAAUUGAUAUUUUACUAUUAUUAAUUAGAAAUUAAAUAGUGUAUUCUAUGUACUAUAAGUUCUUGAUAUGUUUUAGGAAGUUAAUAUAAUAAAAUUUGUUUAUAUUAUAAAUUAAUAAUAAUCUAUCAACUGGUCAAGCAAGUGUUACUAUAUUUUAUUGUUUCAAAUUUAAUUUUUUUUUAUUAGUAUUAUUUAAAUUUAAGUAUAAAGUUCACUUUUUUACAAAAUUAAAAUUAUGAUAUUUUUACACUGUACAUACUCAAAUGUAUGUAUAUUUUAUUUGCGUACUACUUUAUUACUUAAUCACUAUCAUCUACUAGAUCUAAGCAUGAUUUCCACAAAUUAUACAUAGCAUGUAUAGCAUUAUUAUCUUAAUUUUUAUUUUUUUAAAAAACAAUCUGUUAAAAAAUUAUAAAACCUUUGUAAAUUGUACACAUUUAAACAAAUACUUUGUCAUAUUUAUAAUAAAUUAUUGUCAUUAAUUUCAUAUUUAUUUGUUUUUGGUUCAGCAAAUUCGGAAGCCACGAGCCUAGCGGGUUCUCUGAGUCCGAACGCAGUCCGUCGCCAGGAGGUGCCUGGAGGGGUGUUGACUGCUCAAGUCUCACAUCCGACGACAGUGACGACGACGACUUCGGACAUAACUUCCAUCACUUCAUCCCAGCGCUCGUACAGCGUCAACGAUCCAGGUCAGAAACAUUCCGCCGUAAACAACAUUAUUAUGUACCCAAACGCCAUUUGCACUAGGCCUUGCACCCGUGUUAAUGUUAUCAGGUCAAAUUAUUAUGAAGACGGUUAUGACACUGAUAAGUCAUAUGCGUCAUCAAGAUAUUCUGAAACUUUUUACAAAGAUAUUAAAUGUCAAUCUAGUCAGACUGAUUUAAUACUUGUUGAUAAAUCUACCCCUUCUUUUUAUAGUUGGCAACGUAGCUCUAGCUGUAAAGAGUUUAAUUCAUCUAGAUCUUGUUCUGGAGAAACUCACCCUUUUGAAAAUGAAGAAGUAAAUUCUUCAUUCGAUAGAAAUAGUUCAUUAGAUCAUCCUAUUACUAAAAUUUUUUCAAGCAGUUAUCCUGGUACCACUUCUAGUUUAUCAACUGAAAGUGGUAGUGAUCGUAAACUCGAAAAGGCUGGUAGUGUUAGAAUUGUACCAGAUACAGAUGAUAUGUAUCAAGAUGAUGUUAGUCAAGAUUCAUAUGAAUUAUUAGAAAAGGAGGAAUAUGAUAAUAAUAUUAGCGACGAUGAUGAUGAAAUAUUUUAUGUUGAAAACGAUAAUAAUGAAAAUAUAUUAGAAAUUGAAAAAAGAUUUGGUUAUUUAGAGCCUAAAUAUAGAGAUAUAGAAUUCAAUAAAUUUAAUGAAAUUUGUAAAAAAGAAUUGGCUUCCAGAAGUAAAGAGCAAAUUUUUACUAAUAAUAUUAUUCGAUUUAAAGCAUUUGAAAAUAAAAAUGAAACUGGUCAUGUCCCCGUGGAGCGUACUAAAAGUGAUUCAUAUAUGAGUGCUCCUAAAAAAAAAUCACAUAGACUUCUACAUCAAAAAUCUAUAGACUUGACACCUCUUGAUAAUUUUGAACCAAGUACCGUUAAACUUGAAUUAGAUAUACCCUAUAUAUUGCAUAAACGACACACAAUCGAAGGUUCGCCUAAUGAAGAAAAUACAGUUAAAUGGUCAACAAUUAAAUGUGGUUCAGAUCAUUUUUCACAAGAUUCUGGUUUAUCGUUAUCAACACAAUCCACUAGUAAUGUUAGUGUUGAAGAAGAGAGUCCUGUUGAUUUGGAUGCAGUUUUAUUGAAUAAAUAUCAUGAUAACGUUGUAACUACAUGCAAAAGUUCGGAACUCAUUCAAAUGGCAUACAAAUCAAUUUCAUUUAAUGAAUCUGAAACGAGACCAAUAACAGAUGAAAGAAUUCAUAAAUUAAAGACUUGUCAUAGUGCAGAUUCUGUACCGACAAAUAAAUGUAAGAAAGUUUGUUACCAACCUCGAAGUGCAGAUACUGGAUUGAAAAAAGUAGAAGUAAUAAACAUCGACCCAGGUGAAGAAGAAAUCCAAAUCCCAAAACCUGAAGAUAUAAUUAUUGUGGAAUAUAGAGGGGGGAAAGGUAAAAAGUUAAGGAAGGAUUCUUCUGGUAGUAGGGAAAACAGAAGUUUAGGGUCUGCUUCUACAUCAAUUGCAUCUAGUUCACCAGGAGUAUCUCCUGAACGACGUAUAUCAAAUAGUCCAAGAAAGGAAAACGUUUUUAAAUCUUCUGCUGUUAAAAUAAAAAUAGCUUCCGCCUUAGCUUCAAACUCCAAUCAUGUAGUGCCAAAUGUUGUAAUAAGUGAUAAUAAUAAAAUAAAUGCCAAUAAACUAAUGGAGUAUAAUGCUCUUCCUGAUAUUGUGUCCAAUUCUGUAAAAAGCCCUUUAACUACUGAAUUGGCUCAGAAUGUUAAACCGAGAAUAAUUGAAAUAAAUAAUGAAGAGCAAGUUGUUCCAGAUGGUAAUAAUUCAAAUGAAAUUAAAUUAAAACUAAAAAAUACAUUAUCUAAUAUGAUACAUUCACAAUCAACAACAAUGUCUCAACCAAAGAUUCUUGAAUCAAAAAAUGAUAAAAUUGAUUCAUUUCAUUGUUUGGCUUCGAAAAUUGCUGCUUUUGAUGCAUUUACUAAUACUAUAAAAACAGAUAGGUCAACAGCCGAAUUACCAAGAAAAAAAUUGCCUGAUAAAAUACCUCAAAAGCGAGAAAAAUCCCCUGUACUUUUUGCCAGAUUGGGUUUAUCAGAAGGAUCAGCUUUUCCAAAUGUUACUGGUCAAAUCCAAUCUCAAAGACGUGCAAUAUCUUUAGAUGCACCAGUUGUUUCACUUAAUCAACUUCCAUUAGUCACAUCGUUUUCUAGUAAAGAUGAUACAGUAGACAAUGAAGAUGAUGUAGAAUUGGAAGAAAAACCAAUUAAAUGGUGGAACAUUAAAGUUGAUGAAACUGUUGUAGAAUGUCUCACAUAUUUAAUUAAUGCUGUUGUUAUGGAAUCUGAGAAAAAUGAUAGUAAUUCGUUGUCACCGAGUAUAACACCUGAGAGAAGACGUUCAAGUACUCGUCAAGAACGUUUAGACUCAUUUAAGAAAUUAAAAAAUUUUGAAAUCGAAACAUGGGAGUCGGAAGAACUGAAUGGGGCAGCGGUUGUUGAUUAUGAACAUAGGGAUUUUGAAGAUGAGACUUUUAUUGUACCCGAAACUAUUUGUAUGGGGGAUACUGAUAUUCAUAAGCAAAAUAAUAAAUCUAAUAAUAAUAAAUGCUCUACUGACGAUGAUUGGGUAUCAGUAGAUGAUUCUGGUAGUAGCGAAGAAAUACCAUUCAAAGAACUUGAUUCGCAAAGUUCCGAUGAAACAAAGCGUACUAAUCAAAAAACAGGUCAGAGUGUUUCAGAAAUUAUUGAGGAUACUGUAAUUGAAGCAGACAAUACAAUAUCUGAGAAAAAUGAUCUAUGUGAAAAAGAGCUAGAAUCAAAUUCAGAUGUAUUUGUAGAAGAAAUUGAUCACGCUGAAUUGAUUAACAAAUUGGGCUGCAUUGAAAUACCACCCAAGCUAGAGCCUAAACGACAUCACAAGCUCUCGUUAGAAAGCUCUGGUAGUUCUAGUCUUGAUGACCCACCUCAUAUAGAUGAUAUGAGCGGAAACAUUGCUGACGAAGAAGAUGUUACAUCUAGUCCUUUACCGCCAACUCCAGAUGUUACUUAUUCUGGUAUGUAUCUUAUUGGUUAUGGAAUAUAUGGUAUAUCUCGGACAUUGUCAAGAAUAAGUGAACAGAGUACUUCGGAAAAGUCUGAAAUAGAUGACGAGUUAUCGACAAGACAUUCUACUCAAUCUGCGUCUAUGGACGAUUCAAUAUUAUCUAGUGAUUGUCAGCUGAGUUUGUGUUCUGAUGCAAUGGACAGUUUACCAGAUUUGCCGCCAUUACCGGAAGAGUAUGCGUUUGAUAUACCUCCCCCAGUUGAACAAUGGCCUUCUCCUAAAAGUGAAGAACUUACACCAGUUGAACAAUGGCCCUCUCCUAUUAGUGAAGAACUCACGCCUGUUGAUCCAAAAAAUUUUGAAGAUGAUGAAGACGCAAAAACAAUUCAUAAUGAAGAUUUUAUGGAAGAAGUGGAAGAGCCUAAACGAGUAUCCUCUACAAAUAAGCCUAGACUAUCGUUUGGCGAUGAUACAUCAGCUGGUGUGUCUACGUCCGAGUUUUCGAGUAACGCAACAAUUUUACAUCAUUACGAUAAUGUUUGUCCACCGCCAGAGUUUUUGAACCAAGAUUCUGAUGAAUACGAUUCUCCUUUUACUGAGUCUGAUGAAUCGAAAUUCUACAGACCACCACCACACAUGUUCGAAUUACCUAAGACUAGUAUGAAAAAUAGAAAGAGUCGUAUGGCACAUGGUCCUGCGUCUUUAGAUGCGCCUGGACCAAAGUCAAAGACUUUGUCUACUAGAGCUCGUUGCCACUCGUAUUUUUCAUUAACUCGAAGUCCACCUAGUGACGCCUCAUCAUCAUCACUCGAGGCCCAAGAGCCACCCAAUGUGCCAAAUACAAUACCUAGGGCUUCUAAAAGAAGGCGUUACACGCAUACAUUAAAAAGAAAACCCAAAGUGAUACAAAUCACUAAAGUAUAAACUGAGUUAUAUUAUAUUGAAUAUUCAAUGCUGUUAAAAAUACCCUAACCUCAAUUAAACCAAUAAAUACUACAUUAGAUUAAAAAAUGACAUUUAGGGUGUAGUAUGGUAAAUACAAUUACAAUAAUAUUUUGUUUUAAGGAAGUAAAUUUGUUACAAAUAAUUUGAUUGGAAUUUCAUAACUAAUAUUAGUUAAUAUUGAUGUUAAUAUAAAUAUUUUUUUUUCGGUUGUGAUAGUGAUGUUAUAGAAGUUUAUCAUCAAAAUUUGUUUUGUUUUUUUUUUCAAUAUGUUUAAAUAAUAGAUAUUAUGUUGUGUUAACAAGUUGUUAUUCAUUUUAAGUUUAUAACAUAACUAGGUAGUUAAUAUUUUUAAAAUUACUAUUUUGGAACUUGUAUUUGUGUACAAUAUUGAAUUGUAUUGUCUAGAAAAAAAUAAGUUAUUUUUAAUCACAUUUUAUUUUCAUGGGUGGCGAGUGUGUCCAAUGUUUAAUUUUAUAUUAUUAGUAUAUGUGAUCUGCAACAAUAUCGAUAUCUGCCAUUUUAAGAUAAAUUUUCCGUAUCGAUAUCUUAUUGAAUUACCUAUCGCGGUAUUUUCUAAAUUUUAAAGGAGUGGAUUUUAUAUUAAUAAAUGAAAAAAUAUAAAUAUAAAUAGCAAAUAUGGUAAAUUUUAGUUAAUUUAUUUAGUAUUUAUUAGAUAAGGCAACAUAUUUAAUUAUUAUUUAUUUUCAUUAAAGAUGGUGCAUUUAGCCUAGAAUGUAUUCUAUUAAAUAUUGUCAUUUAUCACUAUUAGUGAUAAUUGAUAACAUGACUGUUUUAACUUCAAUCAUACCACUUAUUAUUUGCUUAUAAAAAACUCAAAUAUUGUCAUUGGAUAUCAAUUUAUCAGUAUUGAUUGUUGUUUAUUCAUUUCACUUUUACGAUAGUGAUAAUAUUAUAGAUAUUGAUACUAAAAAAAAUAUCAUUGCUGAACUACAUAAUAAGUAAAUACCUUAGAUUAUGUAAUAUCAUGGAUGGAGCCACAGUGUAGUUUCUUGUUGCUAAUAUUAGCGACAAGUCGUUGUAUGAGGAGAUGAGGAGCUAGACAUGUGCAUGAUGCGACACAAUAAUUUAUUUAGUGAAGACUAUUGGGAGAUUUUUCGAUAAUAUUGGCAACAAGUUUUUUUUAUUAAUUAAACAAAAAUGAAAGAUGUACUAUGGAUGGAGCAUCCAUAGAAUAUGAUCUAAAAUAGUUACCUAACAAUUAUUAGUUAAAUUAUGAUAUAAAUUUCUUUUUGAAAAUAUAUUGAUUAAGUUUAUGGUUAUUUGUUGCUCAAUGUGUAUAUUUAAACAGUAUGAAUUUAAUUUUCAAAUUCAUAGAAAUAUCAUAGUUUAAUUUUAACAUUUGUCAACUCGAUUGAGUAAAAUAUAAAUUAACAUUAAAUACUAAACCUGGCAAACCCGCCACCCUAUAAGUGGAUAGUGAUAUAUCAAUAUUAUACUUUGUUAGAUUAUAAUGUUUUAUGAGGAAGUAAACCAAACAGAUAAUUAUAUAAAUAAUAAACUAUUUUAAUAUAUUAUAUAGACUGAUAUUAAAUAUUGUUGCAAUUUAGAAUUGGUUUUAAUGUAUAAUUGUCAGGAAAUAUAACAAUAAGAUGAAACUAAUAUAUUAUAUUAUAGAAUUUAAAAGAGAAAUAAAUGAAUACACCAUAAGUAGGUACCAUGUAUGUGUGAUACACAUGCUAUGUGGUCCUCUAACAUUUAUUCUUAUACAAUUUUAAUGUCUACAAAUUACAUUUUUAAAUGUUACAUAAACUUACAUAUUAUUAUAUUAACUUCAAACAGUCUUCCUUAACUCUAAUUUAUAAUAAUAAUAAUAAUAAUAUUAUUAAAUACAGUUUUGUUUUUAGAUAUUUAAAAUAUUCAUCAAAAUAAACAUAUUCAUUUUUUCUCUUUUAAUAAUAAUAUUGAUAAAUUGUUUGUUGCAUCGUGUCUUUCUCUAUGUUUUAUAGUUAUUUUGUUUUAUUAAAUAACUAUAAUUAAUAAUUAUUGUUAAAAUCCCAUACUUUGUUGUGAGGAGAGAGGGUUCGACAAAAAAAAAAAAUAAAUAAUUUAUAAUGCAUUUCUAAACAUUUUCGUAUUUAUGAAUAUUGUUAUUAUUUAAUUGCAUUUCUUUAAUUUAUAUACCUAGUUGUAAUUUUUUUUUUUUUUUCAAACUGAAUAACUAGGUAUUUAGUUAUUUGUUUUUCUUUUUGUAAAUUUUUAUAAACAAUUAUACUUAUUAUAUCUACCAUUUUACUGUGUACAUAUAAACAACUAUAAAAUACAAUAAUUAAUAAAAAAAACAAUAUAUAUAUGCAUAUAUUAUGUAGAAAUGUUUUAAUAUUUUUAAUAAUUUCCGUUUAUACAUUAUAUCUUUUUUACUGAAUGUCCAUUUAAAUCAUUCGUGUUAAGCAUAUCCUGUUUUACCUGACGGAGUCUUAAGUGAGUUUUGAAUAAUUAUAGUUACAAAAAAAAAAAAAAUGUAUGUUGAACCCUAAUGUUUUACUGAAAUUCAUCUAUCAUAUCAUCAAAUUGCUUGUCAUUUAUUAUUAUUAUUAUUAUUAUUAUUUUUUUUUUUUUUGUACAUGCCAUUAUUUAUUUUGCAACAAGCGUAUUAUUUAUAAUGAUUUAAAUCAAAUUAUUAAAGAUUAUUUUUUUUUGCAGUCACAAACCCAUCCCUAUUUUAGUUUUUAUUAAAUUGCACAAAUUCAUGGUUAUUAUAAUGAUUACCUAUAUUACUAUUAUUAUUUUUUAUUUAUCUCUAUUAUUCCUAUUGUGAAUUAUUGUACUACGCAUGAUAUGUUUAUUUUAUUUUGCCUUACAAUAUUUGUGUAUAAAAGAUUUGUUAAUAAAUUUUUUAAAUUUAAGGUGACAUUCCGGAAGAGAUGGAUUCACCAUUUAAAAAAAUUAAUGGAUCUACAUCUUGCUUGUCUACUACGUCAGUUAAAGAAAAUGGUAUCAUAACAUCAUCUACUCCGAAAAAUCAUAUAACAAAUGGAUCAUUAGGAAAUAUAAGGUAACACAUUAAAUGCUUUUUACUAUUUUAGGGUGACCAUACGUCCUGUAUUAUAUGAGAUUGUCCCAUUGUCCUGACAAAAGUUAUUCAGGAUACAUUUUGUCCCAUUUUUCAAGUCUGUCCGCAAUUAAUCCUGUUUUCCCCUUACUGUUAGUGUAUAACUUUUAUUUAUUUAAUGUCUUCAUGGUAUUAUUCAAUAAAAUCUACACUACAAUGGUUUUUGUAUGUUAUUGUUUUGACUAUUUAGGAGGUAUAUUGUUUUACACAUGGUAUAUAAUAAGUAAUGAUCUCAUUUUAUAAACGAGUCUUGUAAUAUGUUUUACAAUAUUUUAUUAAAAGAUAAUAAAUUAUACUUGUUAAAAUUAGUUCAGCAUUAAAGUACACAAAACAGCAGAAGAAGAAACUGGUCAACAUGAAAAUAAAAUUGUCUUUGUGUAUACAUAUUUUAUUUGUAGGUAUUCAAAAACCUUUAUAUAGCUAACAUUAAUUUUGUUUUUGUAAAUUAUAAUAAUUAUAGUUAGGUAAAAAUGAUAUAAGUAUACAUUAUACUUGUAUCAUAUUUAAUUUAUUUAAUUUUAGUGUCCUAUAUUUUUAUUUUAUUUUAAUGGUCACCCUAUACUAUUUACUAAAAAAACAAAUUAAAUUAAUUAUAUAUUUUUUUUUAGUAAUGAUCAUUAUAGUAACGUCAGCACAAUUAUGACUGCUAAAGAUGAAACUUUGAUGAAAAACAUCGAAGUCACUGAUACAAAACGUAAAGUGAGUUAUUAUCAUGAUACAAUAAAUAAAACUUAAUUAUAAUCACGCAAUAUAUUUGUUUAUUUAUUUUUUUAGUAAUAUUCUUUUUAUUAUAAUUUUAUUUUUAAUUUUCAGAGACCUACAGAUAGAGCAUAUUUUAUUACUAAAGAGAUAUUGAUGACGGAACGCACUUACAGGAAAGAUUUGGAAGUCAUUAAUUUUGUAAGUAAAAUAUACCGCACACACAAAAAAAAAAAAAAUAUUCAUUGUUUGUAAUUGAUUUAUUAGUGGUUGCGAGAUAAUAUGAGCAAAGAAGAUGAUGAAAUGGGACAGAUAGAAGCAGUUAAUAUGUUGCUCAAUUUAAUUGACCCGAUAUAUGAUGCACAUUCAUUAUUUUUGAAGGAUGUAGAAAUGAGAUUAAAUAAUUGGGAUCCUCCGUGUAUAGCUGAUAUUUUAGUGCAGCAUUUUAAUAAUUUAGAAGUAUAGUUUUUUAAAAAAAUUAUUUUGAUUUUAUUUAUAUUUAGAUUAAUGUUAAAACUAUUUUUUCAGUUGUAUGAUCAGUAUUUGGACGAACACUUAAAUGUUUUAGAGAAAAUUGAUCAUGCAUAUCGCACUAACAAGAAGUUUGAAGCAUUUUAUAAAGAUUUUGAAAUGGAGAAGGUGUGCUAUUUGCCGUUGUCUUCAUUUGUGUUGAAACCACUUCAAAGAUUACUCCACUAUUCCCAUUUAUUAGAAAGUAUGCAAUUUUGAUAUAAAUAAUUUUUACAAUAAAUUAACAUUAUAUUUAUAUUUUUUUUAGAAUUAAUAAGACACUAUGGCCCUUCCCACUUAGAUUACAAUAACUGUUUGGAAGCCAGAGUAAAAUUAUUAAAAGUGACUAAGAGAUUGCCAAGUGCACUUCGCAGAUCGGUAAUUUACUAUUUGUGUAAUUUUUAAAUUGUAUGUACCUGCUUUAAUGUUAUUGUAUUACAUUUUAUUUGGUUGCUGUUUAGGAGAAUUUUGUUCAGCUUUGUGAAUUGGAAAGAGAUAUGGUUGGCGUUGAAAGUCUUCAUGUUACAGGCCGAGAGUUUGUACGACAAGGGUGUCUUACCAAAUUUUCACAAAGAAAAGGUUACCAACAGCGCAUGUUUUUUCUGGCAAGUUGAAGCAUGUUUUAACAUUAUCUUAUUUGUUUAUUUUUAGCAGCCCUUUCUGUGCGGUGCGCUAUCCAUACAUAAUAUCCAAAUUAUGGAGAGCCAACAAUAUUUUAAACAAAAUCAAAAUAAUUAUAUAUUGUAAUGUUGCUUCAACAAUAUAAUAUUCUUUUAAUGAUUUUGUAUCUAUUUCUAUGAUCAAAUUAUAAUUAUAAACCCCAUGUUCCUCGAUAUUUAUAUUAAAAAAUAAAAGUUACUUAUAUAUUUAUUUAUAGUGGAAAGAAGAUACGUAUAAGAAGAUAAGAAAGUUAAACUAAACACAGUUUAUGCUGCUGAAUAUAAAUAAAUACAAAUUAUAUUGGUUUUGUUUCUUAUCAUUUUUAAAAUAUCGUAAAAAUAUUGUGUUAAGUUGAACAUAUUUGAAAAAUGAUUAAUGUUAUUAUAUUUUUGUGAUAAUUUUAAAAUCAUGAUAUUUGUUGUUGGUUUUCGUUUGUAAGAGUAAUUAUGUGUGGGCAGUGUAGAAAAUUAUUUGUAAAAUGUAUAUAUAUAUAUAUAUAUAUUUUACAAAAAGUGUUUAAGAAAGUUCUUGUUUGAUUUCAAUUUUUGAUUAUUCGUAACAUUCUUUAUUGAUUGAUGAAUUUUUUUUUUUUUUUUGGAAUUUUUAGUGAUAAAAGAAUCUGGGUGUUAUUCCUAUUGUUUAUAAAAAGUUACCAUUGAGUCAAAAUUUAAUUCAUAAUAUAUGUAAAAACAAAUUAAAAUAGAUAAUCAUAAUAUUUUCUUAAUAAGUUAUUUACUAUUAUUUUUUUACCACGUGAUUGUCUAGCGAUAGAAAAUGUAUGGAAAUAUUGAAACCGGGAAUCAACAGUUUUUUCUGGAAAAUAUCAAAAAUUGCAGAGAAAAAACUAGUAUUUAUUAAAGUUUAUAAAAACUAGUAAAAAUCAAUGGUGCUUAAUGUGUAUUUAAAGCAUCAUGUAUCUAAAACUUUUUUUUUUAUUUGAUAAUUUGGUUUUGAAACGGGUUAAUAUUUAAUUUUGAAUCACCAUAGAUGUAUAUUAUUCUAAUGUUAUAAUGUUCUUUUUUUUUCUGUGUAUAUUUAAGAAGACAUUUUAUAGAAAUAUUAUUUUAUCACUUAUUCUAAUUAAUAUUUAUUUAUUAUUAGUUAUUAUUUCUCAUUAGAUUUUUUAAAAAAUUUUUUUCAAUUUUUCAAACUCUUAUAUGGUUGAUGAUUGGUCACUGAUUGGUGUUGUUUUGAUUACAUUGUGUAAAUGAACUGUGACAUCAUUUUUGUUUUCAAAUAAAUUUUCAAGAUUAGACAAUGGGAUACAAAUUUAAAAUAAUAUCUAAAUUAAAACACAAUUUUUUUUAAACACGACAACUCAGAGUUAUUUAAAUAAUAAAAUGUAUUGAAAAAAUCUUUUUUUUUUUUUUUUUUUAAAUUAAUUUGUUAAAAAUAUAAAAGGUACAGUAACCAACAAAAUAUUUCAAGUAUACAAUACAGGGCAUUCUAAUAGAUGGUAAUGUUAUUAAGUCAAUUUUUCGAAUAGGACAAUGGUUUAUGCAUAUAAGUUAAUUGCGUGAUGAAAAUAUAACAUGGUAUUUGUUGCUGAAAAUACAACACUAUUUUAAGGAAUAAAGUUAAAUUAGAUUGUUCAUUUCGGUAUUAAUAAAAAAUGUAUUAUUUGCAGGGUGAUUAUUAAAAUAUUUUAUUUCAAAUAAGUUUAUAAUUAAUUAAAAACAAAAAAAUAACUUUAAAUUACAUUUGUAUGGAGAUUUGGAUCUAUUAUGAGAAAUAGAUGUAUUGCCUAUUAUAUUUAGGUAAUUAUAAACUAUAUUUUCACAAGAAAAAUUGUUUUUGCAAAAAAAUGUGUGCGCACACAAUUAUCACAAGAACAUUUUCUUAAAAAAAUUAACAUACAAUUAUUUAUUAGCAAAAUUUUAUAAUUUCAAUAAAAAUCCAGAUUAUUGUUUAUGUAAAUUUUCAUUCGUGUUUAUGUACCUAACAAAAUUGUGGUCGACUGGUGUAAAAAAAAAAAAAAAAAAAAUACCCUUUUUUUUUUUCAAUUACUAUAUUGUGUAUUCCAAUGACAUUACCAGUUUGUAGCUCUCGAUGCGGCCGCACAGGCUCGAUCAAGCUUAUAAUUUAACUAUUAUUUAACUAUAUAGCUUAAAAGAAAUUUGUGUUCAGCUUAACAUUAGUGUUGCGCUUUUGUGCAUGCCAAUAUAGAUGUCUGAUAUGUUGUUUUACACGGCAAGGGUUGGCCACAUGUUUCGCGUCCACGGCCAGAUACCCCUCAAUGAUUUAUUUGUUGAAGAACGAACCGACAACCCGACACAGUAUUCUUUUUCCAUCUAUUCAAACAACAGGUAUGAAGAUAUUAUUGCAAAAAAUUAGUCGCUGAUUAUGGUUUUAUUUAAACGGUUGACAAUAUUAUAUAUUAUUAUUAUUUUAUACUUACCUAGUACUCAUCGGACAGUGGGCCAAUUUGUGCAUGUGGCUCGAGUGCCGUUUCUGAAAAUAACAAAUUUUAUAAAAAUAAUAUUUAGUAAAUAUUGUUUUAUGAUUGCAGGGUAAUCACAAUUGCGGCGAAUAGUCAGGAGGAAAAAGAUAAAUGGCUGGAGGAUAUUGCAGAGAGUGUACAGGCGUAUAAAGGAGAACGGACUACACAUAUUGAGCCUCCAAAUGUUUAUUUGAGUUUAAAAUCCUGCAGUAAGUUUAUAUUAUUAUCUAUUUAGUAUUUAUACGUAAAAAAUUAUGAUUUAUACGAAUUAAUUAAAUUAUUGGUUUUAUAAACAACAAAUACAAAUUAAACCCAUAAAACAUGCACUAUAUUCUACUGCUCAUUAAAGUUUUUGUUGCCACAGUGUUUUUUUUUGUCUAAUAAAAACUAGAUUUGAACUAAGAUAAGAUAUCUGGUUCUUCAGAUGAUACAAUUUUAUUUAUAAAUAAAUUGAUAAAUAUAAUGUUAUAGUAGUUACAAUUUUCAAAAAAUGGUCUAUUAUUUGAGAAAAAAAUGAAAUAAUUUUAAAUAUGUAAAAACAUUUAUUUAUGACAAAAUAUAUUAAAAUUUAAGAUUUUAUAGAAAAUCAAGCGAAACAAUUUAUCAUUUGCCGAAAUGUUGUUAUCAUGCAACAGUAAAUAUUUAUAUAUAAAGUCAAGCUCUAUUGAGUAUCUAUUUAUAGAGAGUAGUUUAAGUUAAAUUUUUAUAUUAAUUGUACUAUAUUUAUCUAAAAUAAUUUAAUAAAACAAUUAUAAUUUUAAAUAUAGACCCAUUUACACUAAAUGUACUUACCAGUUACUUUAAAGAAUUUCAGAAUAUGAUUUUUAUUAAAUAAUUUUGGAGAUGAGUUUUUCUUUUUCGUGUGUGCCUUUGAAUGCCACUACACCAACAAUAUGAUAUAAUGUUUCUGAACUGUGCAGGUUCUUCGGAUGACAUGAUGAGCAACAAUGGUGACUGUAACGGAACCCUAACCGAAAUCAACGGCAAAUUGCCGAAUGGCGGUGGGGCUCAAAGAAACAACACUACUGUCCACGUUUGUUGGCACCGGAACACAAGUAUCGGCAUGGCCGAUCAUCUCCGUGCUACCGAAGUGAGUAUAUUGUCUUCUAUUUCAGUGGGUUAACUUUUUUACGGAUCCCGAACUUUCUCCGAAUCUCACACUAGAUAUGUAAAAUAUAAUGUUUUCGUAGACCCAGUGCUAAAGAAUUCAUUUAAAGUUUGUGUCAGUUUUUUUAAACCAAAAAUCGAACAUGUUAAAAUUCAUCAUCGAUGAUGAUAAACACUCAUUUGCAACACGAGCAACUGGCAAUCUUGAUUGAUCGUGUACUUUUAUAUAUACUUUGUACAUUUUUACCCGAAUUAUUUGUCAACGACAACAAUUUUAUUAACAUGUAUCGUUUGUACAGAACCAGUUAAGCGGUUUCCUGUUGCGCAAGUUCAAAAACAGCAACGGUUGGCAAAAACUAUGGGUCGUGUUCACCAAUUUCUGCCUGUUCUUCUACAAGUCGUUCCAAGACGAUUCGCCGCUUGCCAGUUUGCCUCUGCUCGGCUACAGCGUCUCGAAACCUAACGAAAAGGACUCCAUCCAGAAAGAUUUUGUGUUCAAGUUGCAAUUCAAAAAUCACGUCUAUUUUUUCAGAGCUGAAAGUGAAUACACAUUUGGCAGGUUGGUAAAAUGCAAAAAUAUAAACACAAACACAAAUUAGUGUUACAGUAAAAAAGAAAAAAAAGAAUGAGCAACUAAAAGUGGAAAAUCUUUUGUGUUUAGCGCUAAAACUCGUGGUUUUUUUUUUUUUAGUACGGACAGUGUUUAUAUUGUUUAGUUUUCUAAGGAUUUUUUUCUUUCGAGGCAUUAAUAUAUAUUUUUUUUAACGAAUUACUAUUGCUUUUUAAUAAUAAUAAUUAACGUCCAUUGAAAUCAACUGGCUUACAAAAAAUUCUUUGGUCGUAUACAAAUUAUUAAUACAAAUUUUAGUAAGUUAUUGAUGACCGGUAAUGAUCUGCCGCUACUGGUGACAAUUGUUGUUUUUGCAGUUUGCUUCACUGUCCGAAAAUCAUUUAUCCCCAACAGUUUUGGUUCGAAAAACAAUAAUUUAACUAUUUGUUUCCGCACUUUGUCCGGAAAGUGGGCUGAUUAUAUUCUUCAUUACGAUUCAAUAUAUUUUUUUCUUUUAAUACAAUGAUAAUUAAGUUUCAAAUGAUAUCGGUAUAUUGAUGGUCGAAAUAAUUGAAAUUUAAAGGUGAAAAAAAGACGGGGCAUAUUUCGCACGAUGGGUGGGUCACUUUUGUAGAUGCGAAGUUCGGAAGGUAAAGAGGAAGCGUAAUUUAUAUCUGUGCACAACGAUUAGCCAUCGCUAAUGAAAAACGAUUCUGAGCAGAGUUCGGUUAACCCGUUAAAGCCUAGUGUGACUAUUAUGGUAACACUACAGUUGUGUUUGAAUGCGUGCUAUUUUUUAACUGACGGGGGUUUUUACUAUUGCGUUAUUGCAUAUUGUUGAUAAUGACCUGCCAUUUAUUUUGGUGUAUAAAUAUAAAAUAUAUUGAUAUUAUAAUAAUUGAUAUUGGGUGUGUUCAUUUGUCGGCGAUAUGUCCACGAAUAAAGUUCUGUGUUCAAUAAUCACGGAUCUUCAUUUCGAGUUGCACGAACAAUGAGUGGAAUGUGUGACGUUUGAUUGUGCAUCGAUCGUUUUGCCAGUUUCCAUAAAAAAUAAACUUGUAGAUUGUCUAACGCCCUAACGGAACAUCUAAAAAAAAAGAUUGAUAAUUUACUUCAUAACGGAUGUCAGCUGUGAUUUUAAUCAAAAUUUAUUGUAAAUUGAAAAAAAAAAUCCGAGCUUUGUCAACAAUAUUAUGGCAAAAUAAUUACUUUUAUUACUUUUGCAUUUUAUAUAUUUUCUUUAUUAAUUUUUUUUAACAAAACGACUUUCGUCGAACUUUGCUAUUAAAAUUAUUGUACAAAAUUCUACAUUGCACUCAUUUUUUUUUUUUUUUUACCACAAAGUAUGACCUAUAAUCAACUUCCUGUUAAAUUUGUUAACAUUUCUGUUUGGUCUAACAAUUUAUUUUAUUCACAAAGUGCCACCAAAUAAAAAUUACGUGAAAAAACCCCCGUAAAUUUAAAAAGUUUAUAAAUAGCUCAAAAAUUGCUACAAUAGUUUGCACAUUUUACCACGUCUAAAAAGGACAAAUAUAAGUUUUAUGUCUAAACUUCAAGUUUCUACAAAUAUUUUUAACUGAAUAAAAACAAAAAAUUAAAAACAACACAUUUUGUAAAUUUUCCCGGAUUUUCCCAUUUAAAUGAAAAUAGCUGGGAAAAUCAAAAAAUUACUUUCUUAAAGUAUCACCCAGAUGAAAUUUCCUUUAAACCUCCUAAAAUAGUAAUAAUAAAAAAAAAAAAAUCGGUUCGAAUCUAAAAGAUUUAAACUUGUAUUUACUAUUUCAAGUCCUUUUUUUGUAAUUUUUAGAUGGAUGGAAGUGAUUGGCAGUGCCGCUCAAAACGCUGGUCGCAUGAGAUUGUUUAGCCGCAAAGACAGCGAAAACAAUUACUCGGACAUUAUAGUCAAGUAAAAAUGAUUUUACAAUCAAAACGUGUUUAUUAUUAUUAUUAUUAUUAUUAUUAUUAUCAUUAUUUAGUAAAAUAUUUAACACGACACAAGUAACGUUAAGGUUAUUAUUAUAUAAUAAUAUUAUAUAGUUUUAUUGUCAUAAAACUAAUGCAGGAGAUUUGACUAGAAUUUUCGUUGCAUAUUAAAGUUUUCCAUCCUCUCCAUUCCCCCCAUUAUUUUAUAAUAAUAAUAUUAUUAUUAUUAUUAUUAUUAUUUUUACCUAUACUAUUAAUUUUAUUAUACUUUUUAUUUUGUUUUCGAAUUAUUCAAUCAUCGUGCGUGAUGGUUACAUUACAUCAUCGUAUAUUAUUAUACACUAAGUGCUAUUAUUUUUAUAAUUCAUUUCAUUUUCAACCAUUUUAAUUAUUGUACUACUAUAUCGACAUAAUAUUAUUUUUAUGAAGUAAACUAAAUAGUCUUAGUAAACUAAGAUAUUGUUUAGAUGUGUAUGGCUAUAACGAAUUAAAAACAUUAAAACAAUUAAGUAAAUGUAAUAACAAUAAUUUAUUAUUCACAAUUAUUAUCAUUAUUGUUAUUAUUAUCAUGUGAGAAAUUUGUUCUUUUAUACUUGUUGAAUAAAAAACUAUUUUUAUUAUUAUUA